CGAAAACCAGGUGAUUUUUGUUUACCAACGCUCGUUCCCAACCUCCUGUUGAUACACACGGUAGAACAGUCGCACGCACACGCGCAAGCGCACAGAGAAUCGCGCGCACAAAACCGAUAUCCAUUCGGUGUGAUAAUAUCGAAACGGCGGACCGUAUUCCGUGUUUCCGCAAUAACGUAAUACGUAAUAUUAUUAUUUAUUAUUUUACCGUGCCGUAUUUCGUUUUGUUUUUCGCGAUAACAUACGGCGAAUGGUACACGUACGCGUGCACGCUGCGUGUGCCGUAUGUUGUGUCGUGCCCGUGCGUACGGAGCGUCGAACGCUCGAAUCACCCGUCCAGUAAUGUUGUAGCCGCCGAUCGGUUUUCGCCGUUGCCGUUGCCGUUGCCGUUACCCCGGCCAUGUACGCCGGCGAUAUUCGGUAUAAUAGUAAUAGAUGAUUGUGGUCCUUUUCAGCGGACACCGCGAUGGACUACUACAAGAUGUGCCAGCGUUUCGGACUGGCCUCUGUGCCCAGUCCAGAUGGCCGGUUCACCAUCGACGAACUCAUCGGCGAGGGCACGUACGGAGAAGUUUUCAGAGCCAGAGACACUGUGACCGGUAACAAUAACAUUAAAUUUUACCUCUGCACCGCGAUCAGGUAUUGGGUAGUAGUCAGUGGCGGUUACCCGGGUACAGUGCAGAAUAAUAAUAUUAUAUUGUAUCAAUAAGUAAAAUAUGUUGUCACUCAACUCACAGUUCACUAAAAAUGUUUUUUUAUAGGUGGGCACAUGUAGUCAUAUCUGGGCAAAUUACUCAAUUUUAAUAAUAUCGUACCUAAGUUACAGUUACUGUAUUUUUUUAUUAGUGUUUACUGUAGAUGUUAAGAGUUACUUUUAAGAUAAAAGUAACUAUAGUUGAAUUACUGAAAAUCAACUGAAUAAUUAAUACUUUUAUUACUUUAUUAGAUACCUGUAGUUAUUAAGAGGAAAUAUAGCUUUUGUGUAAAUUUGUAUCUAACUAGUUACUACUCAGAUUUACCUACUUAUAGUUGUACCCUCUAUGUGUUUGAAUACUUUUUUAUUUUGAGUUGUUAUUACUUUCAUCAUUGUUUCAGGAGAAAAUGUAGCCAUUAAAAUAUUAGAAGAUAUUGCGGGCAACGAGGAAGAAAUCGAAGACGAAUAUCUGGCAUUGAGAGAUCUCAGUUUGCAUCCAAACAUUCCUUCUUUCCAUGGAAUUUAUUUUGUCAAAGGUUCCAAACAACUCAACGAUCAAUUAUGGUUCGUUAUGGAGGUGAGUCGUAUUAUUUUAAAUAUUCAUAAAGCACCUAUUAUUUUUGCUCGUACUGUGUUAAAAGUUUUAAUAUUAUAAUUAGUAGGUACCUUUAUUUGUUCAUUGGUUUUAUAAAAUGUAUUCAUUUUGUAGUAAACUAUUUAAAUUUACUCUAUAACAAUAUUUCAAUGUGAGGUGCUUAAACCAAAUUUACGAUAUUAUUGAUAACUUAAAUAUUUGAUCUCACAUUGUAAUACAGAAAACGGGAUUAAAAGAUAAUUUAUUUUUAUUUGCAUAAGGUAUAUAAUAUAUUUUUCCUAUGUUCCUAUCUACCUAGUUUUUUCAAUCAAAUAGUUUUAAAAUAAAACUUUACUUAUAGGUAGGUACAACUGAAUAUUAUUGCUAGUAAAACUAUGUUUAACCAUCUAUUUAUUUUUAGUGAUAAUUAUCUCUAAAUUAACAACUCAUUAGAGUUAAUUAACCUAUUAAGGUAAGCCUGAAAUGUUUGAUUUUGUCUUUUAGGGUUUGCACUAGUUUAUAUUAUUAUUUUAUUAUCUUUAAUAAUUAAAUAAUGAACAUUGAUUUUAUUUCUGAAACUCAAAAGUUAAAUUAAAAGAAAGAAAAUAUAAAAAACAGUUUUUGUAUUCUAAUUAUAAAAUUGUUUUGUAAUUAAUUAUAUAUGUGAUAAUAAAUUCAGUGUUCAACUUAUUAAAAUGGUCGCAUAUUAUGUACAUUGCAAUAUGAUCAAAGAUCUCGUGUUGAUCAGAUAUAAUAGGUAAUUAAACGCAACAUUUUAUUAUAUAAGUGAUUUAACUACAACUUAUUUCAUAAAAAUCCAAUGCUACAAUAAUAUUUUUUGUCAAAAUGAUUUAUUCAUUAGUUUUAAUUUGUAAUAUUACAUGAAAAAAAAAAAUUGAAUAAAUAAUGUUAUAAUACUUAUCUUCAAUUAGGUAUUUAAUUUACCAUGAUAUAGAUAACAUAUUGUGUAUUAACUUGAGUAGGUAUCAUUUAACCAUAUACACUAUACAUAUUGAAACUAAGAUAAAUUAUUACUGCUCUAAGUUGGCCAUGGUUAUAGUUAAGCAAUUGGAAAGGUGGGAUGUAUAGAUUAAUUCACUAAUUUAGUUUAUCCUAACUUAAAAUUAUAAAUGUGAAAUUAAGUCUGUCUUUUAUGUUUUCAUGCAUAGGUUGCUGAACAAAUUUUCAUGCAUUUUGGUAUACAAAUAGGACUUUGGAAAAAAACAUAAGCUAUUUUUUGUCACCAAAAUAAAAUUUGAAGAAGAUGAAAGGUCUUUAGGUAUUAUAGGUACAAAAAUAAAACUAGAACACUUUUAUUUUAUUUGUCACCAAUUUUUUUCAUUUAAAAUACUGAUAUGAGCAAAGCAAAACUGGAAUAAAGUUAAAAAUAAUAUAAAAUUGGCGCUGGCAAUGUCGAGCACCGGACAGCUAAUAUACUAUAAUAUGAAAUGAUUAAUAAUUACAAACCAAAAAGAUUCUGAGAAAAAUUCAUACAUAGCUAUCUUAAAAUUGGUUUAGGUAUUUCUAAAAUAAUAUUUUGAAAAUUAUAAUAUAAAAUAUUUGUAAUUUCGUGAAAUUAUCAGACCUCUAAAAUUAUUGUUAUUAAAUUACAACAAAAUCGAUUUUAAAAAUAUUGUUGUUCCAUAAAUAUUUAAGCUUUUUCCCCAUUAUAAAAAAAAAAGAUAGAUAAACUUCCUUCAACAAGUAUCUUUCUCUAAAAUUUUAAUAUCUACGUUUCUUAUUCUUAAAUUAUUUGUUACAGUCAUAUAUGCCAAAUACAUUUUUAAUUACUAAAAUUGUAUAAAUUGAUAGAUACCUAUAUUUUGUAAGCCUUCUGAGAUAAAAAUAUAUUAAAUAUUCAAAAAGGCAUUUGACUAAAUGUAGUUAUAAUAAUAAACUUAUGCAUUUGUACCAACAUUUCUAGACAGCCAAUCUUUACCAAUCUGGUUACCUAUAAAUUAAUACUAUAUAAUUUUUAAGGAAUGUUAUCUUAAUUUGUGUUGCACUUCAUUAUUUAUAUUACAGUAAAUAUUAAUAUCUGUGUAUCAGAAAUAUUGUUUUAAUACGAAUAUAAUACUUAUACUUUACUAUUGUAAAUCCUAUUUAGAAAAAAAAAUUAAUUUAUUACAUUAUAAAUAAUAGUAUUAUGUAUAAUGUUCACUUCAAAGACCAUUACAACACACUAGAACACACUUAGUAAUAGAAAAACAAGUUUCCAAUAAUUGUAUCAGUAUUUAGAAUCAUUUUUAUUCUAAAUAUAGUAUAUCAUACAAUUACCCUUAUAGAAAUAAUUUUUAAAUGAAAAAAUAAGGUGAUACUGCUGACGGGUGUACCGCUGUUAUAGAUGAGAAAUUAAAAAGGUAUAGUGAAUUGACUUAUUUAAUUUAUAUCUGAACCUUAUGAUAAAUCAUUGCUAAUGAAAAACGAUUCUGAGUGUUAACCAUGCUUUGAAAUGCGGCAAUUUUUAAUGAUUUUCAUCAAAAUUUAAACACAAAAUAAAUCUAUUAGAUACAUUUUUACCAUUAAGUAAAUCUUCAUUGAAGAUGUAUAUAUUAGAUAUGAUUGGGUAUAAUGUAUUCAAUAGUUUUUUUUUGUGUGCGAAUUUAAAUUUUGACAAAAUCAUUAAAAAUUGACGCAUUUCAAAACAUUGUGAACCCUUAGAAUUGUUUUUCAUUAGCAAUGAUUUACCGUUGAGUUCAGAUGUAAAUUAAAUAAGUCAAUUUAUUCUACCUUUCUAAGCUCUCGUCUAUAACAGCAGUAUACUCGUUAAUGAAAAUUGUAUUAAAUUUUCAAGCAUUUAAAACUAGCCCAACAAAUCCAAGUGAAAAAUAAAGAAAAACUCAAAAAUAUCAAAUGCUUAUAAAUAAAAAAGUUAUUAUAAGUAUUCUAUAAUAAUUUCAGGUAUCUACAAUUAUUUUUAACCAAAUCACAACAGUAACCAAAAUAAAUAAACCAUUAUUGUUCUAAUUUUCCCCUGUUUUCAACAAUUAUUAAGAAUACCUUCCCAAUUCACCAUCUAGAUAAAAUUUUGUUUCAGGAAAAUGCUACACAUAAAAGUCAGAUCUAAAUUUCUGGUAGUAAACUUAUUAUCAGGGAAAAAAAAAAAAAUUAUUUAAACCAAUACAUUUCUUGCUAUGCUUAGAAUCUAAAAAUCCUAUUUAUUAUAUACUUUGUAUUUUCUAGUUAUGUCAAGGCGGAUCAGUGACCGAUUUGGUGCAUGGAUUGAAAAUUCAAACAAAACAAUUAACUGAAGAUCAAAUUGCUUACAUUUUACAUGAAACUUUGCAGGUAAUUUUUGUGUUUGCUCAAUUAAUAAACUAUUUAAUUAACACCUGUUUGUAAAUGUUAUGGAUUUGGAGAAAAAAAAUUUAAGAUUAAAUUGUUGGUCCCUUAGAAUUAGUUAUAUGCAAAGCAAUUAUCAACUGGUACAAUACAUUCCCAUUGAAUUAAUAAAUAACCCUUUUUACUGGACCACUUAAAUGUUCUUUUCAAAAUCCUAAUUAAUAGUUUUUACUGUAUAUGUAUAACUUUAUAGUUUUAAUUUUAUUUAAUUUUUAAUUUUUAUUAGGCACUAGCAUUUUUACAUCGAAAUCACUGUAUGCAUCGCGAUGUAAAAGGACAUAAUAUAUUGUUAACCGAAGAUGGACAAGUGAAAUUAGUAGAUUUUGGAGUUUCUUCUCAUUUAGGAGCUACAAUGGGUCGGCGUGAUACAUCUGUUGGAACACCUUACUGGAUGGCUCCAGAGGUGAGACAUUUCUAAAAUAAUAGUUGUUAAUUAUGGUUUAAUAUCCUAAAUUUUAUAUUAAUAUACAAAUGCAAGACUGUACAAUUUUCCUUGUUUAAAAUUGACACAAUUACAUUAAUUCGUCUACAACAUGGUAUUAAGUUAUCUUGAAAUAACUAAGAGACUUUUACUAGAUGUUAAUUUUCUGAAUAGUGUAUUGAUUUCUUUUAAUGAUUUUGAGUUAUCACAGAAGUUUGGUUUCUAAACUGUUAAACAAAAUUUACUUGAAACUGUUUGUGAAAUUUGAUGGAAUAGUAUUUAAAAUUACAUAGACCCCUACUAAGUUUGUUUACACAAAUAAUACUUUACAAUGGUACCCAUAUUUAUUACCAUGUUAUAUAAUGAUUUUUGGGAUUUAAACAUAUUGUAAACAAUUGAUGGUGAACAGCUAGUAAACGUUAUUAUAGCAUUCAAAACCCACCAAUUAGUUACACGCAUAAUAACAUUCCCUGUUUAUCAGGGAAUGAUAAACCAUCAAUCUAUACAUUUAUUGGUGUAAUUAAUUUUUAAAAUAAUAAUGUUGAUGGAAAUAAUAUUUUACAUUGUGGAAAAUAUUCUCAAAUAAAAGAAUAUCUCUCAAAUUUGUAUAUAUUGUAAUUGGUUAAAGGUUAUAAUUUUUUUUUUCGAAUGUUAAUGUGUAUUUGUUAGAAUAUGCAUUGGCUACUUAUUAUUUAUAAAUAACAUAAUAAUAUUGAAUUUUCAGAAAAUAAAUUUUGAACAGUCAUUAAUAAUAGCUCAAAACACAGAAUUUAAUUUCUUGUACAAGUGAAAAUUGAAUAAGUUAUUUAAUUUAAUUUACCUGCAACUAACUAUCAUGUAUAAUAUAAUAUAAGUUGAGAUGUACACCUCUUAAGUAUUAUACAUGAUAAAAGUUAAUUCAUUAUUUUGGUUCUCUUACAUGGAGUACAAAACUAUACUGGAGUAGUGUUUAUAGGUUUUACAGAUUCACAAUCUAAGUCUUGAAUAUUUGAGAAAAACGAGAAUCUUUUUUACAUGAAUACAUAAAUAUUUACAAAAUCUGAAAAUGCUUAUAUUUUGUUAUAGCACUUUAUUAAUUUCUAAGGAUUUUCAUGUUUAUAAAAUAACUUACUAUUAUGAGACUUUUAAUCAUACAAUUUAUAUUCCAACUAAUUUUAUAUUUUAACUGCAGCUUAACUAAGUAUAGAAUGACAGAAUACAUAUUUCAAAUAGGUAUAUAUUUCAAAUUGAAAAGCUGUUCAACUCGAGUAACUUCUUUAUUAUAAUUUCACCAUAAUGUUGUUUUUAAAUAUAAGUGUAGGUUUAUUUUUAUUUAUAUUUGCCAAAACAAACCUAAGUAAAAAUUAUGAUAAAAAAAAAUAUAUAUAUAUACAUAUAUAUCGUCAUCGCUUUAUAUUAUGUUGCCUACAAGUUAUAUUUCAGGGGUUUUAUUUUUUAACUCGCCGUUUUAUAUUAUUAGAUAGGUAGUAAACAAUUUACUAUAACAAAUUUAUUCGAUUCGUUUUUGUAAAUUGUAGUUUUUCAUUAAAUUCAAUUUUAUGUAUUUAUUAUGUUUACUAGACAGUAUCUCUAUACAAAUUUAAAAAGCCUUUAUUGUUGAGAUACCUUAUCUUCAAAGUUUUAAGGAAUGUUUGAAUUAUUUCUAGGUUUUUAAAAGUUUUCCGUGUUUUUGCAUGUUAUCGAACAACUUUCAAGUACCUAUAUCUUUUAUGUUCAAUUUUUUUUUGCCAAUCCAAAAACUUAAUGAAUUUUUUUGAGAAUUUGUAUGAUAAAAAAAUUUUAAAUUUUAUAUCAUCUUAAAACAUAUUGCAUCAUUUCUUAAAAACUUAAACAGACUAACUACUUUCUGUGGAUCCUCCUGAGUUCUAACUACGAGUUAUCAGUAUUGUAUAUUCUUACUUUGAAUUUGAAAUCAAUAUAAUAAAAUUAAUACGUUAACUGCCACGUAGUUUUUGAAUGCAUUACUCUGUGUAAUGUGAUGUGUAUCUCUGUGUACAAAAUCCUGAGACGGUAUUGUUGAUUUUAAGUAGGAAUAUGAAUCUUGUGUCCUCCAAGACUAUUUCUAUAUUUUUAGCGACCAUGCUUAUACAAAUUAAUAAAACUUUAAAAAGACUUUUGUAAAAAACACACGUAUACCUUCAAACCGUGUACACCACCACGAACACUACGUAAUAAUACACAGAAUAAAAAACACACUAAAUAUCUACAUUUACGUGUACAAAGGAGCAUUGCAAAUAAUAUGAAAUAAAUGGAUAAGGUACCAAUAGUAAGUACUGGGAAUUUAUAUUAUUAGUCUAAACAUAUAGUUGGAUAAUAUUAUAUUCGUAAUAACAGAUUAUGAAUAAUUCUGAGCCUGGUCUAGAAGGCCACAUGUACAUUAUUUUGACACGUUCGAAAUUUUGAAUUUUCUGUACAAGGUUGUUUUUUAAAAAUACUAUAAAAAAUUAAGAAAAAGAAAAAAUUAUUAUUGCACAUUUUUUUUUUAUAUUUUAGCAAAUAUACAUCAAAAUACCUAUUUAUGAACGGACAUUUUACCGUGUACAAUAAAAUGCACACAUAACAGUCAACGUGUUAAUAACUGGAUACAUUUUAAUGAAUCCCUUACAUAUCUAAUUUAAAUCCGAAUUACCUAUUUCGUAUUAUCGCUUUGAAAUACUUUCAGUAUCCAAUCAAUAAUCUGUAGAUGUCUAAUAUACAACAGAAACCAACCUAAGGGUGGAGUUUGACUUUCUGAACAUCUUUUCCCGGAAAUGGAAAUUUCUUUCAAUGACCAUUGAAAAAAUGUAGGCGUUGUUUAUUUGGGCAUCGUCUAUUUUCGUCAGAAAAAGGUAAUCGUUUUGCGUACAAAUCAUUUUCGCCAAAAUAAAAAAGGUACUAUUUUCCGAUUGCCCCUUUGUGUCAAAUUUACCUGGAUAUAUUACACUAUUACACGAGUUUUUUUAUUUUACUAAUUUAUAAAAAAAUUUAUGUUAUUUUUAGAUUUGGUGGGUAGCGAGGGUUUUAUUGGUUUUACUAAGAUUUGUGUUUGUUUUUCUGCAUGCAAACAACAUUUCAAAGAGAAAUCUUACUCCAAUGUAUAAAGUAUAGUAUCUUUUCUGAAAGGAAAUAUUGUCUAGUUAGUGUAUUGAAGAGGUCAUUUUUUGAUGUUCCAAUGGGUUUUCGAAAUAAUUGGGAAAAAUCCAAUAAUAAAAUGUAGGUAAAAGGCAAAUAUUUACAGCGCGCCUCGGCGAUACCAGUUUUAUUGUUUUUAAUAUGUAUAACUUAUGUUUUCUACCAGAAAUUUUGAACCAAUUUAAAAUUACAAGAAAUCAAUUGUGUUCCUUUUAAUAUAUAGCGACUGAUAGAGGAAGUCGGUUUUUGUUAUCUAAAAUAGUUUUCAUAAUAAUGGAGAAACCAAAAAGGACGAAAAAUACGAUUUUUUUUUUUCAAAUUUCUGGCACAACGAUUUUAUUGUUUUAAAUUUGUACUGCCUUAUAUUUUCGCUCCAAUAGAACAACGACAAGAGACCUUUUUUGUUGUAUUUUUAAUUUUGUUCAUGAGUAAGUAAUUUUUUUUUUUUAAUUUUCCUGGUAGUCUUCGUAAAAAUUGCGAUAAACCGGAAAAUUACGAAAAAUAAAAUCUGAUAAAUUUACGGUGCUGCCAUUAAUUUGUAUUAAAGUUUUAUGGCUUAUGUUUUCUACAAAAAAUAUUGCUCCAAUAGAAAAACAUCAAGAGAUUUUUUUUGUUGAAUUUAAUCUACUUGGUGACUAAGGACCAAAUUUAUAAAAAACAAAAAACAUACAAUUUUCAUGUUAUCUGGGUACCUCAGGGAGGUUAUUUUUUUAUUUUCAAAGCAGUUUUCAUAAUAAUUGGGAAAAACUAGAAAAUAUACAUGCAUGUAUAAAAGGAGCUUUGCUCCGAAUCGUUUUGCAUUAACAGUGGUUUAUCAUGCAUACAGAUAUAUAUUAAAUUCCCUUCUAUAAUCUCCCGUAAAUCUCCCAAAUUCUUCCGUAUUAUUAGAUACUUUAAAAUCGAAACUUAUAAGCAUUUUUUUAUAUUUUGACAAUUUCGAAUUUAAAAGACGUUUUAGACUAUGUUUUGAGAGUUCUUAAGACAAAUCCGGGUACUACAUACAAAUAUGAUAAACGGUAGCGAUUGCCCUGCAGAAAAUCUACACGAGUUUUCGUUGUAUACGGACGCUUGUGAGCACGCGAACACUCAAUUAUAAUAAUAAUAAUUUAUUACUAUCGUUAUUUUUAAACGCUUCAUACGUUAAAUAAUAAUAAUAAUACGGAACGAAACGCGUCUAAAGGCUAGUGGUGGUAUAAUUAUUUACAAGUGUUUUGGAAGAAUUCAUAAUGAUAUUAAAUUUACACGUAUAUAUUAUGUACGGUUUUUUUUUUUUGCUCUACUAACAGUAGGUGUACGCGUGAUGUUUUAUUGCGUUCGCGCACGAUUAUUAUUGUUUUGUUGUUAUUAUUGUUCGUGUUAUCACAUACAUAAACUAUAUAAUAAUAUGAUAUUUUAUCGUACGUAAACAAUAUAUAAUACUAGUGAUAAUAAUAGUACUGUGACGAUAACGUGGAAGGAAGUUGGCCUGCCCGCUGCGGCGGCGGCAGUAAAUCGCGAAUACAAAAAGACGGCCGCGGUUAUAAGGUAGCGAACGGAAGUGACAGGCGGCGGCGGUGUCGUGUUUUGCGAUCGCAAACAGGUCACAGUCGUAAAAAUCGAGCAAGUACCUCGUCUGUCUAUCGCCGCGAUUCGCGGGGCGGGGGAGGAUGAGGAGAGGAAAUUAAAAAAUAUGUUCAUGUAUUAUUUAUUUAUUAUUGUACUGCAGUAGGUACGUAUAUAGAAACGACAUCGCCGGGGGAAAGAAAACCAUCUCGCGUCGACAUUGUACGGCAGCGGCGGGGCAUUCCGUUUUGCCGAGAAAUCGGUACGGUCUCUGUCGGGGGAGGAGUACCGGUUUUCCGCAGCCGUUCCGAUUCUUCCGGUCGCUUAUUCCUUGCUCCGACCGCCGUAUAAUAAUAAUCAUAACAUAACGACGCUGUAUCAUUAUCGUCACGUGUGUUGUUUUUUUUUUUUUUCUAAAUUUUUUCGUAUUAUCGCACCGUCGUCCGUCGCGUCUGGUUGUCGGUUCUUCUUAUAAUAUUACCCGUAGUGUUUUUUCACGCGCUAUAUGAUAUAACCAACGUGAUUCUACUACGCGUUGUUUACAUUUUGUCCGUUAUUCGUUUCGACUAUUUUUCGGUCCCGACUUAAUAAUUGCGCGCAAGCCUUUUCGCGUAUGUCCGAGAGGUUAUUAUAAUACUCCUGCAGUGGAUUAUCAUAAUCGUAUAAAACUACGAUGCCCCGCCGUCCGUCUGCGGUUUCGAGAUAAACCGAACGUUUUUCACGGUUUACUUAUAUCAUCGUGCACCCGCCGGGAAUUGGCUCCCAAUUACAGGUAAUCGAUAUUUUACCGUCCAAACAUACACCUUUGUAUUGGCUCCCUGUGUCUUUUUUUUUUAUAAAUAUUUUGGCUAUCAAAAUGUUGUAUUAAUUAUUUAUAAGUUUAGUAUGGAAAUGGCGUUCCACUGUAUACGUGUUCAUUGUAUAUGUACGUUUUUACAUACAAAUUCUCUUGCUGUGAUUGAUUGGUAUCAAUGGUAAGCUUUUGACGUACCAAAGUGUUCACACGUUCUUGCUACACCUACACCUUACCGUGUUGUUUGAUAUAGUUUUACAAUUUUGUGUACAUUUAUCCAAAAUCGGGAACCUAUUGAAUCGCCCAUACCCGUUAUAGAUUCUGAACUGAUUGACGAAUUUGCGUUGUUUUUUUUUAUCUAAUUACUUUUUUGGUUAGUAAACAGCCCUCCGACACUACUUUCCAAUCGUACUUAAAAGUUUCCGCGUUCUACAGUAUUUAAUUCGAAUCAUUUCCCUUUAGAUUUUUCCGACCGUUUAUUCUAAAACGUGCCCUACCCACGACUUUAACAUUUUAAUUUUAUAUAGGAGAUCUUUUUUUAUUAUUUUAUGAAAUAUUAACAAAUUAUUAUGUCUCGACAAUUUAGUUUAUAAAACCCACAUAUCUUUAAAUUUUCAUACCAGCUUGAAGAACAAGAUAGACUGAUUAAUUGUUUGACUAAUACUUCAAAUACUUAAUUCUACUUAAUACCAGAGACUUCAAACUGACCGGUGGAAGAUAGGAAUUAGAUCGGAAUAAGAACACAAUGGGGGACCUGACAGAUAAAUAUUAUGUAUGUCGAGCUAGCCAAUACAUCGGCGCGCUCAUUUCCCGAAAUACCAAGAUAUCCCUGAACCCAUAGGAAGGAAACGAAAAUGGUGCUAGCUUUGAGCGAAAAAAAAAAUUGCGCAGAUUUUUAAAAUGGUUGGUGUUACAAUGUGAAUUAUAACCAUUACCAGAUAGUGCUAAAAGGCAAGCUUGAGAGUCGGACAUUAUUAGACAAUUUCCAGGAAGAAGAGACUAAAUCUAGAUAAGAACUUUUAAUAUGGCAUAAUUUUUAGCUUUAAAAUAGUGGGAAACCUUAUGGUUAAUUCAUUUUUUUUUACAGAAGUAUUCCAUUCGUUGUUGCACACAGGAAAAAAUUACUUUAAUUAGUUGUAUUUAAACCCAUUAAGCAAGCUAAUGAUUUAACGUUGCAUUCGGUAUAUUAAAGCUUAGAGUUAAAUUAACCAAUAUCCUGUACCUUCCCAUCAUUUAACAUUCUCAUUUAUACAAAAGUGACUUACCUAUAAUGCAACGUAUGUCCCGUGUUAUUUUUAUUGUCUGAACGUUUGCUGGUCAAAAUCAUAAUCUUGUAGUUAGAUAUCACAGACUUGAUUCUAACCUAAUACUUUUUCCUCCUGUUAUCAUUUCAGCGAAUCCGCAGAAAUAUUAUUAUUAUAAGAAUUUAAUAUUCGAUAAUUAUUACUCUCGGAGACAUUAAAAACCUAUAUUUAUGUAUUAUAGAUGCAUUAUCAUAUAAGGUAGAUUGAAUAUACUUACAAAUAUAUUUUAUUGUUUAUGUUAGCUAAAGAGCGUGAACUGUUUUUCUUCUAAAAACCAUGCUUUACAUUAUAAACUGUCGAUUUUCACAAUUUGUUUAUGAUUUUAGUUUACGUAAUGAAAUGAAUCCAGUAGGAAAUUAAAAAAUAUUAUCGUGAGAUAUGAGUUUUUCCGGUAAAACGUGUUUUGUGUAUUAAAAAAAAAAAAAACAGAUUGUGCGAAGGUCGCUUUUAUAUAAAUACUGAAAAAAUCUGAUUGAACUAUUUAUUAAAACAGUAAAUACUUGGUAAUUGUAAAUGUUUUCAUUUCGUUAUUUGUAUAAUUUGUAAAAAAAAAAUCACGAGCAAAGCCCUUAUAAGUAUAAAGACUCUUUUAAAUAUUUUAGUAUAACUUAAACAAAUAACUAUCAGAUGACCUUAUUACAGUAAUUAGAGCGAGGUAUUUUUGUUUAGAAAACUUUAAACGUUCGCAUUUAAAUUUCAGUCGAAAUACGUUUAAAUUAAAAGAAAUCGGUUUAUAUUAUAAUUUAAAAACAUAGACAAUUAAACGCGUAAUAUUAGCCAUCCGUGUUGUAUGAGCAAUAUAAUUGCAGUUUUAUUAUGACAAUUUAAUUUGCACGCAAUUUAAAGGUACAGGCCGAAUGAACACGUCCGACUCCUGACAAUUUAUGUGCCGGCAAUUGUUCACUGUUCGUCACGCAAAGUCAUUGUUUAUGCUGUAGUUUGUAUCAUAAUAUUCAAUAUAUUUUAUGGUUUAUAAACGAAAAAUAAUGCCUAUCAUAUAUUAUAAUUAAAAAACAAAAAAAAAAUCUAAUACUAUCCUAUUUUAAUAUGUAUUUUACGAUUGGUUGUAGUAAAUUGUCGACUCUAUGCAUUGUAUUAAUCCUUUACUGUAAAUGUGUGCUAUUGUUCCAUAGAAAAACACUUCAUUUGAUAUGGACAGUAAACACAUUUGAUAAGUCUGGAAAUUCAUUAUUUUAGUAUAGAAAUAUUCGAACGAGUUUUGAAAACUAAUUGUAUUUGCUCACAUCUCUGUUUUGAAUUUUUGCUUUCGAAUACAAUGAUUAAUUUUUUUUUUAUUGAGUAUAAUACAAAUAAUAAACAAGACUAUUAUAAUAUUAUAAUUUUAACUCCCUUUUAGCUUUUGGCUCGUCUAUAAAACGAGUGCGAUGUAUGUUUGAUUUUUAUUACUUUAACAACCUCGUUAUGAUAAUGUAUACCUAAUCUUAGGCUUAAAUGAAUAUUUAUCAAAAGUGAUCUAUAUAUUAUAAUUUAAUGUUAUUAUAAAAAUAUGCCUGUAUAUUAAGAAUAUCAUUAUCUUAAAGAUGUAAAAUAAAAAAGUUGGAUUAUUUUGAUUGAACGCUCCCUCCCCUUCCCCCCAUCCCCUAUUUGAUUUGUAAUUUUAAAGAAAUUUGGUGGUAAUAUCUUAAUCACGUGCCGCAAAGGGGUUGAACACUUAGUUUGGCCAUUUUUCGAAUUUAUUUUUUAAAAAAUGUAGCAUUUAUAUAAAAAUAUACCUUAAAUAUUUACAAUUAUUUAUAAAAAUGUUUUGAAAAAGUUUCUCAUCUCAUAAAUUUAUAAUUUUCUGAAAAAAUAAAUAAAAUAUGGUAGUUAAGUGUUUAUAAAUUUAAUAUUAUGUUAUAUAAUUAAGGUCUGUUACAGUUUUUGAACAAUUUAUAUAGAUUUAUAUUCGUAAAUUCUUUUAUUAUUUAUUUUUAUUAAUAUAAUCAUUGAAACUUCGUUUUAGUUUAAAAUUACUAUUGUCGUAUAGGCAUCAUACUGCAUUUUUUUUAGAAACUAAUUUUCAUUUCCAAUUUUUAAUCUUAAAUUACGAUAUAUUUAAUUUCUCUAACUAAUAAUAAACUAAUAAACACAUAUAAAUUUCUACACUUUACAGCACGCGUAUAAAACGAUUAAAACAAUUUUUUUUUUAUUAAGGGGUCUCAAGAACCACUAAUGGGUGGCUGCUUAAUUCAAAACUUUCAUGUCUUUUAAUUACUAGUUUAAUAUAAACUUAUUGUACAAAACUGUAUAGAUUGUUUAUGCCAAUAAAAAAAAACCGUUUUUAAACGGUGCCCAUAUAAAAUUGUAUAAAACUUAUUACGUUUUUGCAAAUAAUAUUAUAGUUAUAGUGAUUUGUUGUCUUAUAAUAUGUAUAGUUUAGUUUUAUAAUUAUUUAUAGUAUAGUAUUUAUAAAUACUUUACUUACUCUAAAAUCGUUCUUAUAAAUACGGUGGUAUGUUACAAAUUUUAUCAGAGGGCAAAGACUGUAAUGGUUGGUACGUAUAAUGUGCGUGGGGUAAAAAGAAAAUUGGAAUCUAAGCAGCAGCUAAACAGAAUGACUAUUAAAAGGCCAAGGACAAGACCCAGAAAGCGUUAGCUGGACGGAAUUAUAGAAGACGCGAAAAAAAUGAAAAAUAUCGAUUAGGAAAAAUGUAUAUUAAAGGAGGAAUGAAGUUGUGUUGACAGAAAUUGCUUUUGAAAUGAUGUUGGGUUAAUGGAGAAAAAGAUGACACUUAUAGCAUUUGUACUUUAAAUUUACAACGAAAUACUAAAAUAAUCGACCACUUAUAAUUACGGUGAUUUUAAGAUAUAAAUAAAAAAAUAAAAAAUAAAUAUUAAAAACGGUGAACUGUGUAUAAUAAUAAAUGUAAUAAGUAAUCAUAAAACGUCAAGUAGGUAUUAUAUGUUUUAUCAUUACUUACGUAUGUUCAUCAAAUUCCAAUGGUUUAAUUUUAUUAUUAUAAUUUUUUUUUGUUCAAAAAAGUAUGCAUAAUUAAUAAUUAUACAUUAUUAUUCGUACGAUUUGUGUACAAUUUCUUUUAAUAUAAACAUAAAUAAUUGGAUUUUUUAGGCUUAAUUUAAAUUGUUUACAUUGUCUAUCUAAACCUAAACCUAAACAAACACAUACACUUAUAUAAUAAUCAAAAAUGUAGUAAAUAGUUAUAAUGCAUCUAAAUAUUUGAGUUGAUUAUUAAAAAUUAAACAGAAAUGAAUAAAUAUUAUACAAUUAUAAAAAUAUUAAUGCGAAACGACGAAUGGGUAUGUAUGGUAUGGAUAUAAUAUAAUAUUAGUGAUUGUAUUAUGACCGGUUUGGGCAAAAAGGCUACAAUCAGAAAUUAAUAUUAUGUAUAGGUAUAUAUGACUAUUACAUAUUUAAUUUCAAUAUUAAACAUUACCAAUUAUGAUUAACUUUUCGUGAUCGGCUGUGAGUAUCUAUAAUUUAUUGUUAUGUAGUGUUAUGUGAUGUUAAACAUCAAAAUAAUUGUAGGUAUAUGUUUUAUUACUUGGUUUAAACUACUAGUGCCGUGCAGAAGUUUGAUCAAUUCAAAUUAGAAAAAAAAAACAUUCGUUUAAUCAUCCGCGUUAAAAAAAUUCCUUCCGUAAUUGGGAUAUUAACCUCAAUUAUGAUUCAAUCUAGCAUUCUGGAUAAAUCAGAAGGAGAAACAUAGUAAAAUGUAUGACAAUUACCGGAUAAUAGUUUUAAUGAGAACUGAACGUACACGAUUUAGAAUUUUAGAUGGUCUGUUUAAUAGAAAUAAUCAGGGCUCGGAUUUUAUAGCAUUUGCUAAUUAUUAUAGGAUACAGAUAAAAAUAGCAGAGUGAGCUUUACAUUUUGUUUUAUGCGCUAUGGACUCCAAAUAUGAAAUUUAUUUUGCUAUUUUUUUAUAUAUAUAUAUUUGAAGCAUUUUAGAUUUUUAGUUCUAUUUUUAAAAAUGUUGUGCUAACUUUUGUUAAUAUAUAAUACAUAUAUAAUGAUUUAUUUUGUAUUUUUCAAUAAAUAAUAGAAAAAAUCUUUCAUUUAUGUGAAUUUUUAAGAAAAAUACCUACAUUUUCAUUUCAUAUUAUAAUUUAUUUUUAAGUAGUCCUGCAUAUUAACUAAUCGAACAGUUUAUAUUUACGACUUUUUUCGGUUCUAGUUAUAUAUUUAAAAAAAAAAAAAAUACAUUUUCUUUUUAGUUAUUUUUCAUGUUUUUAUGGCAUACUUUAGCUUAUUAGAAAAUUUUUAGGACAUUUAUAGCGUUUAUUUUAAGAUUUGUUAGGUCAUAUUAAAGCCCAUAUUUCAGUUAUUCUCAGUGUUAUAAAAUCCGAGCCCUGGUCAUAAUAUUUUAUUAUGUGGAACGACCUCCGCGACUUUGGCAGUCAUUUUUAAAUACAUUUAAUUAUGUAAUAGUCGACAACAUCAAUAUCCGGAUUAUACAUGGUUUUUUACAAUUUGAUCAAUCCGGAUCAGCAUUUCGGUGUUUGGUUUGAUCCGGAUUAUGUGCUCGGCACUAUAGAUUUAAUUAUUUAAAUUAUUUAAAUCGUGCAUAAUAUUAUAAUAUACAUGACCAUUAGCUAGUUACAUUUUUUUUCUGUACAGAUCAAGUAAAUUUUAAUACAUUUUAACGCCUAAUUAUUUAUUAGGUUAUCGUGGUGCAGAAUAAUAAAUAUCCGUGCAGUAGUAACGGGUCAUUUAAUUUUACAGUAGAUAUAUUUAUAAAAAAAAUUCACCAGGAAAUAUUAAUCUAGCAUUAUAAAACUUUCCUAUUCACGCGAUUACCGUGUUCGAAUCCAGAACUAAAUUAAUAAAUACACGAUUUGAUAUAUUUUAUAAAAUUAUGAUAAUAUUAUGUACUAAUCAAAAUGCAUAAUAUUUUGUAAUUGCAGUUAGCUGACCUAUAUUUUAUAAUAUGAACUUAUUGCUAUUUAACUAUAUAUUACAAAUAAUAAUAUACAGUUGUAAUUUACUCCGUUCUGGAUACCGAGGUAAAAAAAUGGGUAAGUCUAAUGAGAAGUAUUUUUAAUAUAAAUGAGUUAAAAUGUACCAAAGUGUAACGUGUAAUGAAUAAUAUUAUUUUACAGUUUUCAUAUCAUUAAGUUUUAAUGAUCUUUAUGUCUUUAUAGGCACGUAAUAUAAUCCAAAUUCUAAUAUACUCAGUAUAUAGAAGUAUUAUUUAUGAUUUAUACUCGAAAAGUACAAUUUUUUUUUUAUGUUUGUUUUUUAUUCGUAUACAUUAUACGAAAAUAUUUUUUACUCAACAUAGGUAUUCUUUAACUCGGAUAACUUAUUCCAAUAAUAGUGAUGGUAACUUCCGAAUAGUUUGUAUUACCGACGAUCGAAUAUUUCGAAAAAGAAUUAGAGUAUAGAUUUUUUCAUUACUGUAUACAAACUAUUCAAAUAUUUUCCUCGUAUAAUUAAAAUAUGUUUAUUUAAGAUGCAAAUUAAAUUAAGAUAGUUGGUAAUAUAAACUAAACCAAUUUUAUUUUUACAAAUAUUCUAAUAUACUUUUGAAUAUUUUUUUUUUUGUAACCGAAUAGAAACUAUUCGUUUUAUACAAAUUAUCAAAUACUUACUCUGUUCGAAUAGUCCGAACUCGAUCAAUUAUAAAAUAGUUCGACAGUAACUAUUCAGAUGUGCCCGUCAUUACAAUGGUUAAGAAUCAUUAAGGAUAAGACAACGUUCAUACAUUUAUUUCCUAAAUCCGCUAAUUUCCCGUUUUCCCACAAUCGCAAUAUUUAAUAUCUACUGCAUUUUAAACAUGGUUAUUUAUUUAUGCAAUAAGUAACUGAUUUGUAGUUUAGAUACUUGUGAACUCAUACGCUUUGAAAUUACUCAUUUCAAUUCGUAUUUGCCGGUAAUAGUGAGAUAAUAUUAUGAUGAAAAUUCGGUAUGCGACAUUUCUAUUUGUUAAUUAAUAUAAAUAAUCAACGCGAUUCCUCUUUCGAAUACCAGCUUUUCUUAUUGCAAAUUAAUUACAAAUCGGAUAUUGGAAUAUUUUCUCCGUGUAGAAGUAAUUAGGUACGUAUACGAAUAGAAAUCGUUCGCGUAUAUUUUACCGCGGUAAUUUCAAUACAAUGAUAGUAAUUAUAAAUAAUUAAUUUGAAGAAAAAAAAAGAUUUAAUGUUUUAAAAUAUUUUAUUGGGCUGCGGCGGUAUGCCACACUUUUAUUUAAAACUCGAAUUAUUCCCAGUGAAAAACGAAAAUUAUGAAUAUAUUAAGUAUGUAUUAUUAAUGUAUAAUAUAAUUUGGUUUAUCUAAGUGUAUAUCUGCAGUUAUCAUUAUCGUUGGUCGACGUGCGUACAGCGGUUAUUUAAAUGUAUUGUUAUUACCAUUAUUACCGAUUUCCUCUCGCGCGAACUACUACGCGUGUUUCCGAAAAUAUGUCGAAUUUAUACCUACUUACCCACCUAUAUAAUAAUAUCAUAAAAUGUUAAAGUGAAGUAGCUGGUAUAUAUAAUCAUAAUAUUAUUAUAACGAUUAUCUCGCCUUUGUGUGUGUAUGUAUGUAGGCAAACGAACAAUAACCAAUUCUAAGGGAAAAAAAAAACUAUAAUUUUCUAGUCGAUAUAGCGAGUUCUCGUUAAAAAGAGAACAAUAAAUAUAUAUAUUAUAUAUAUAUAUAUAAGUUUGAUGUGUGACAAAUUUGAUUGACGAAAAAUAUUCAAAGAAAUAUAGAUUCACCGGCAGUAAGCAAUGUUUAAGAGAAAACAAAAACAUAUUUUUGUGUCCUUAUUCGGUGUACCUAUAUAAUACGAAAAUGUUUUUUUUAUACAAUAUAUUAUUAUACUUAUAUAUACAUAUAUAUAUACAUAUAUAUAUAUAUACCUCUUAGAUUAAUAUGUUUCUGACACAACACAGUAAUAUACCUAAAUUAUUUUUUAUACAUAUAUAUAUACAUAUAUAUAUAUAUACCUCUUAGAUUUUUAUGUUUCUGACGUAUCACAGUGAUACAACACAUUAAUAUACUUAUAUAUACAUAUAUAUAUACAUAUAUAUAUAUAUACCUCUUAGAUUUUUAUGUUUCUGACGUAUCACAGUGAUAUAGCUCAUUUAUUUUUUUUUUUUUUUUGAAAAAGUUUUCUCUGUAUUAUAUUUAUAUAUAUUUUUUUUUUUUUCAAAAAUGCUCGGUAUGUUUCAUACUGCCACAGUUGAAUAAAAUUCGAGUGACGUCAGUUUAACAAUGUAUGUUUUUAUGACGAUAUAUUUCUAAUAAAAUUAUCGACGUAUAUAUUUACGUCUUCGCGAAUUGCGAACGGCAAUUUCUCGAAAUUUUUAUGAAAACGGAGAAAGUCGAAUAUCGUAUAUAUAUUUCUUGACUCUUUGAAAAUUCUUUUACGGGAACUUUUUUUUUUCACAGCGGGGUUAAAAUAUGUAAUUGACUACGAUAUUAUAAUAAUAAUAAUAUCCCCGUCUAGUUAUAAAUUUCUCGUGGAUUUAGCGUAUUUUUUUAAGUAUACCGUUCAACUGUUGUAAACUUACAAUUUAAAAAUAUGAGUACACGGAAUGCCAAUGAAAAUUGACGUUCUCGCAAAAACUAACUGAAAAAAAACCUGAUUCUCGAGUGUAGCACCUUUUCUAAGAGGAAAUUUUAUUUGGGUGGUACUUAAAGUGCCAUUUUUUUUCGUUUUAAUAAGGAAUAAUCAAAAGAAACAAAAAAAACUAAACAAUUUACUGUGUCACGAUUCUUUCAUUUUAACUUUUUAUGACGACUAGUUUUUUACGUCAUUUUUAUUUGUAAAAAGAAUUAUUAGACCAAAAAAAAAAAAAAAAAUGCUUACGAAUUUAGUGCAAUGGAGAAUAUUUUAAUCAACGAAAUGAACUAGUAUUUUCCACCGUAUAACUACAACAGACUGUCAAUUAAUGUAUAUAUCGUAGGUCAUAUGGUAAAUUAGUCUUUUUUGCGAAAAGGUCUUUGCAAUGGGUCGUUUGCAAACGACUUAUUAUUUUCCCAAACGGCCUACUGUUUUUCAGGCUUAUUGCAUAUAGACUAACAGCAGUUAGGCCUUUAAGAACUACAGUAAUUAUAAUAUAGUAGUAACUAUUUUACUUAUUUUAUUUUAAGGGUAAUUUAUUACUUAUAGAAAAAAAAAGAUUAAUAGAAUUAUUAUUACAUGUAAACUUUAUACUGAAUAAUCUGAAUAAGUAUGGUACUUAUUAUAUAGUAUUAUAAUUAUUUUUUAAGCCAUACCAAUAGCGAGUAUCAGUGAAGUUCAGAUUAUUUUAAAGUUUUUGACUAUUGUAUUACUUGUUACUAUUGUACUGCUAGUUUUUUUUUACAAAAAAGAAAAUGUGUAAAAUAUUUACUUAUUGUUAUAUGUGGUUAUUUCGUGUUACAUAUUUUUUGUCUACAAUUUUUCCAAUUAUAUUUUGAGUGUCUAAAUGGUCCACCAUCUACUUUUGAAAUAUUGACUAAAACAUAACUUCCAACUUAUAAACUGUAUCAAUGGUGUAUUUAUAAACUCAUCAAUCGUAUACAUUUUAAAUUCUAGGCAUUUACCUACAUUAGUUCAUUACAACUGGCUAUUUUAAAGAUUUAGAUACAGAAUGACAGCAUAAUAUGAUAAGAUUCCUGAUGGAAUCUACGAGGUCAUGAUUAAUCAGUAGAUUAGCUGAUAUCUUUUCACUGUACACAUUUUUGUCGGCAUAGUGUACAUAUUAGACGUUAGUACACCUCUGCGUUAUCAUUAAAACGGUUGAAUUUGUUUGUUUUUCGUUAUCAAACAUUUUUUUGCAAAACAAAUAGAUGUGGUUGACAGUUUACAUGUUACAUGUAAACUCUAUUGAUCUUUUUUUCGUAAAAGUAAUAAAUUACCCUUAAAAUAAAAUACGUAAAAUAGUUAUUACUAUAUUAUAAUUAUUGUAGUUUUUAAAAGGCCUAACUGCUGUUAGUCUAUGUGCGAUAAGUCUAAAAAACAGUAGCCCGUUUGAAAAAAUAAUAAGUAGUUCGCAAACGUGCUACCCCAUUGCAAAGAGCCUAGCUUUUUCGCAAAAAGACUAAUUUUCCACAUGGCCUACGACACAUAUAUAAAUACUGUACUGUUAACGACAGCGUGCGUGUCGCGUAUUUGCUUAAAAAUUAUUAUUAUUCGUCUGCUCAUCACGUGCGUUAUAAUCUUACAAUAGCCGAACGUCGUCGGUUAUAGGGUUUCUAUUACCGACUCGAAACGGACGGUUACAAAAUUCGCUAAACCGUUUGCUACAUAAAGAAAGAGUGAACCGCGUUACAGUGGUAACCGAAUCGCAAAAACGUUAUAACUUAUAAGCAAACAACAGUCAACCCACGAUUAUAAGCCGAAACUGAUAGCGCGUAGGUACGUGUUGUGAUACCGUUAUAUAGUGUAGUCUUUCGCGCUGUGUAUGUUAUUUUUAAUUAAUAUUUUACCGUUCGAAUUUUUAAUAAUUCCAACAUUUUUAAUUGCGAAUAUUAUUGUUAUAAAUAGCCGCGGAACCGGUCCGUCCGAGCCGAAUCCCGUACGUCUACAUAUUAUUAUUAUUACAACAUAUCACCUCCGCGUAUUAUACGUUAAUUAAGUGCGGGCGAAUCUCGUUGGAAAAAUUAAAACAAACAAAAAAAACCAAACUGAUUAGACGCCGUGAACGGCGGCAUCCGCGCCGUUCCUCUAAUAAUUGACUUUGUUCGGUCGACUUGCGAACGAGUUCGCGGGAAAGGUAUAGGCGGGUAUUAUGAUCGUAUUGUUAUUAUCGUUGUAUACCUACGCGGCAACAACCACUCAGCAGUCAUCGGGUCUGCGCGUUUCGUUUUCCAUUCCAUUCGGUAACGACCGCGCGACCACGUUUGUCGGCGUGCCUGUUUUCGCCGCGACCGAACCGCUCGCUCGUGUUUCUCGCGCACAGACGGGUACCUCCUAUAUAUAUAUACACACGCAAUAACAUAAAUUUAAACUGCGCGUUCGGAUAUCUCUUCGUGUUCCUCUGAAUAUAUUUUGGUUUUUUUUUUUCAUCUAUUUUAUUUUAUAUUCGUGCGGUGGUUUUUUUUUUUUUUUUUUUUUUGGAAUUCGGUAAUUCGUGUACGUAGACUACGCGGGUCGUUUUCUGCAGUCGCGUGAUGCACCGCGACGCAUGACUCGUAAAGAAUCGGACAGACACACGUGUAAAUCGAUAUUUCGGUAAGUUAAAGAUUUGCGAUCGUUAUUAAAAUUAUGAACGGAACGGGAAUGUAUAAUAUAUGUUAUUGGUUUUUCUGUUUUUUUUUUUUUUUUUCAAAAACCCGCGGUGCCUGUCAGAGCCGUAGCAAGCUGUUCUGACGCCCGAGGCAAAUUUGAAUUUAUGCAUCCGGCGCACUCCCCCUCCCCAAAAAAAACUGUUUUAAAAACUAUUAUUUAUCGAAUUUUCAGAUAAGUGUGUAUAUAUUUAUUUUAAGAUUUAUUUUGCAGACACUGAAUAAAAAAAAAAAAUUAAUUAAUAUUGUAUUAAACGAAAGAGGAUUAUGAAAAUAUUUGAUAGCCUUUCAUGGCCCAUAUAGUGGAUCUCAAAUAAUUCUUUAUGAGUUUGAGUUCGCUAAAGCUACACUUGGGAAAAAAAAAACUACUAAAAAUCCCGAAUAUUCUUUUUGGACAAACUACUUAGAAGUCUUAAUAGUUUACUACUAAAAAAAAUGUCAGUAGUUUACUACUAGAAAAUUGAUAGUAGUAAACUAAUAGAAAAUAUAUUAUAGUGUGUUACUAGAAAUAUUAUUAUUAUUUAUUAAUUAUAAUUAGAAUAAGACUAUAUAUAUAUAUAUAAUAAGAGAGAUUAUAUAUGAAAAAUACGAUAUCUAUGUUUGAAUAUUUAGUUUAAAAAAAAUUGUCAAGAUUUAAUGCUGGUGCCAAAGUCGCCUCACCCUUGUUACGGCUCUGGUGUCGAUUAGGUGUUUUGAUCACGAGAAGCGAAUUUCAUCCGGUUGGUACUUUACUCUGAAACAUUUAUAUCUGCUGGCUUCCCAGCAGUUUUCUUGACAGAAAGAAAAGACCUUAUACUGCUGAUGUGUGUGCCACUAUUGUAGGUAAAACGUUGUAAAGCUAGGAUACAUAUAGGGAUAUUUGAUUUAUACCAAUGAUAAAUCAUUACGGACGAAAUACGAUUCUAAGUGAAAUUCGAUUAUACAUGCUUUAAAAUGUGGAUUUUGGAUGUUGGAUUUUUACAAUUUUCACAAAUGUAAAUUUCGAAUAUCUAUAAAUAGUUCAAAAAUAAUCAUAAUGACAAUCAUUUACAAUGUAAAAAAAAGGAUUAAUACUCAGAAGUAUUCUGUGAAAAUUGCACGGUUCAACGAUUACUUUUAACCGAAUUGUAAUAAAAUGAAUACAUCGUUAUUGUUGGAAAUUUUCCCGGUUCCCUAGGAUUUUCCUUCGGGUUUUCCUAAUUAUUGAGAAGACAACGUGAAAUAUAAAAUGUACCUAUACUAGAUACAAUUUCCUUUUAGUUCAAGUGCUCUCACUUGAAUUUUGGAUCAAUAUCACUGGUAUAGAAAAGUUGUUUAAAGGUAGAGAAAAAAAAUCAUAAAGGUAGUAAAAUCGAUGCAUUACUCCCUGCGCUCAGAAUCUAAAAGAAAAACUUACAAAAAAUGUUGCAUGUACUAUAGGCGGAUCGAUCGUGAUGGAAGUCCAAAAUCAUCUCAAAGCCAGAUUAUUCAAUAUCUUGAUGAGAACACACGCUUGAAUAUUUAGAUUUUUUUAAAUUGAUUUCUGGGUUAUUUCUGAAAAAACCUACUAUAGAAUUCAAUUUAUCAAACCGUGUUCCACUCAGAAUUGUUUUUUUUUCGCUGUCGUUGCGUUUUGUACAAUAUAUAGACUGUUUAUAAUAUUAUAUAUAUAUGCAAUAUUAUAGAAACUAAAUUUGGUAAUUAAAACCUUAACAAAACCAAACUUUCCCGGUUAUACAACAGAAGCCUACCCGUUAUUAAAAGUAAAUCCCGUCCGGUUUUGGGUUUCUAAACAUACGUUUAGACAGCUUAUAUUCCGUCCGCCCGUAGCUACCUGCAGAAUCCAUAGUUACGGUUGUUGAUUUGGUUGCCAUUUGACAAUGAGAUGUAUUAACAUUGCUAUUUUAUUUAAACGUACUUAAUUGUGUACGGAACUAUGUAUUCAUAUAUAAUUUGUUGUUUAAAAUAUGUUUAGAAACCCGGGUAAAAUUAGCUCGCUCGUAGUGUGUUUUCCUAACUUGUUUCAAAAAAAAAAAAAACCUCCGAUUUCUACCGUACUAUUUUUACUGACCCGAGCCUUAUUAUUAUAUAUAAAUUAUUUAUAAUAUAUUGAGAGUUUUUGUCGGUGAAAUAUGAAUCGUGUGUUAUUAUUAUACGUGCAGCGUUCGCGUGUGGUCGUACAUUUCUUGCCGGUGAUAAGUCGCCGCCGUAUCACAUAACUAAUUCGGUUCUAUAUCGCCGCCGGCAAUGGCGGCCAAAAUAUUGCGUACCUUUUCUCCCGUCCGCCAAACGUGUACCGAGCAGUUACUCCCCGCGUAUGUAUUAUUCGCACAUAAUAAAUUGUGCUCGGAAUGGUUUUCGUUUUGUUUCCCUGGCGGUUCGCGCGAGUGAGUGAGAGCGGACGAUAUUCCGAUGGCGGAAAUCUCGAAACCGAUUUGUUACAGUAAUACGACGACGGGUUAUUCGUCACCGCGAACCGUAAUAACCGAUAUUAAUAUUUUAACGUGUACGAUGGCCGAUUUCGCCGCCGGUAAUUACUUUAUAUGCGUACAUAUACAAUGUAUACAAUAUUGUGUACGGCGUGGGUUCAACGCCGCGUCCGUAUAGUUUUCCGCGUAGGUAUUAUAUGUUUUCGGCGAUGAUAUUUAUCGAUUCGCUACAUAAAUUUCGCCGUGGAUAUGCUAUAAAAACAUGUAUUUUUAAAUAAAAAAUAUUCGAUUUUCGUACGGAAAUGUAUUUCUCGUUUUCAAAACGCACGCAAAUUAGACAUUGUAUACAAUUUUAAAACAACCGCAAUCAAUAGCUUGUAUACUGUAACAAUUAAUAACUGUACAGCACUAUACCGUAAUAAAAUGAUGCUAUUUUGUAUAUUUUUGUUCGGAUGAAAAAAAUACGAUUGCAUACAAAGUUUUUUUUAUAUAAGACCGACACGAGAGUGUGAAACGUGCGAGCCAACGUCUAAAAGGAGACGAGAGAAGAUUGGCGAUUUCGAAAAGAAAAUUAUUUCGGGGCAUGUUCAAACCAAAGAAAAAUGAGUGAACAACAGGUGCAAAUAUAUGAAAUGAAAACGAAUGCUGAAAUAAAAUAACUGUUCGGAGAAAAAGACAUAAUCCAGACACUUAAAUGAAGAAGAUGAAUGAGCUGGCUAGGAAACGUAUGUAUGUCAAAUAGUAUAGGAAUAUGCCAGAUGCAUUGUGGAAUAGAAGCCAAUAGAUAAAAGACCACUAGGCAGGCCGAAAAAUAGAUGGAUGGACUAAUCUAAGAUCUCCAUACAUUAAGUGUCAAUAAUCCGAAAAAAGUAGCAAGCGAUAGAGAAUAAUGAAAAAGACCGUGUAGUGCAGCGAAUGGGCCUCGAUGACUUUUGAAACUGAAAAUAGAUAGAUUUUGUUCGGACACGUUUUACCGUCGUUACUCUGUAUAGAUGACGCCGAGAAGUAACCAAACAAAUAAUUCUCGAAUUGAUUUUUCAGCGGUUUUCCCCGUCUUCGAUUCUUUUAUUUCAUAUUUAUGUAUUGCAUACCAUUUUGCCGGCGUUAUAUUAUAAUAUUGUUGUGUUCUUCACUGCAUGCGGCAGUCACGAUGGGUUUUGAAUUUUUUAGAAUCGCUAAAAGAUGAUCCUUAAUAGGUUUAAUAUUACCGUAGAAGCAUUUAUUUAUACUAAAUACUCGGUAGACCGCGCCUUCGAUUCGUUUUAUGGAUAACACGUUAAAGUCAACGUAUGUGCGAAAAAUACUGACCAAUAUAAUUAGCUAAAUCUGUGCGGACGCGUACAAUAAUUUCAUAAUAUUCCUUGAUAAUAGUUGACGAUUAUUAUUGAUAGCAUUUUUUUAAAUUCGUGGUGAACAUUAAAUUUGACUAACGACACUAAUUGUAUUCGUAUAUAAAUAUUAUUUAAUUAUUAUCAAGGGGUAUUUAACAAUUGCUUUUGAUCCCAUUGAAAAAGUCAACUCAGCUGUACGGCUCUUUAAAACACGGAUGUUAUGUUGUAUUCAAUAUAUUGUGUUAAUGUGUGCGGUCUAUCUAUUAUUAUUAAGUGUAUGGCUAUUAAUUUUUCGGCAAAAUAACCAUUGGAAUAUUGUUAACAAAAAAUGAUUUAGAUUCUGUGCCAAGAGAAUAAAGUAUUGAUUUUACUAUUUUUUUUUUUUUUGUGUUUAUAAACAUUGUUUUUCACUAUAAAUCAAACAAAAACUUUAUAAUCACUUUGUUGUAGAAUAUUAGAUUCUGAGCGGAGCAAGGAAUGUAUCGGGUUUAUAAUGAUGCGUAUUUCGUUUUUUGCUGUGGACAACUUUUCUACCAGCAAUUAUUUCGCUCCGAUUUGCAACGAUAGCGCUUUUUCUGAAAGGAAAUCUGACCGGGGAGGUACUUUAGGAAAGUCAUUUUUCGAUUUCCCAAGGAGUUUGCCCAAUAAAUGGGGGGGGGGGGAAACGGGAAAACGUACAAAAUGUCGGUAUAAGUAGAAAAUAAAAAAUAAGGGGUUUAUAUAUUUGUUGUCUAAACAAUUCGUGUAUAGAAUAUCUUCACCGGCGGCGUUCACUCGAGCAUUAAUUACGUAUGUAUUCCUCGCGUAAAUGGACGUGGUAAAUAUAUAUACUCGUAUAUGCACAGACGUCCCUCGUCAAGUACUGGCGAUCGUAUAAUAUUUUAAUCGGCAAUAGAAAUCCGCCGUGUUCGGAACGCGAACGGUCUCGUGUGCCCGGCUAAUAAAUUGGAUUCCUAAUGCUUAUCAUUACUGUUAAUAAUGGCGUGCACUACACGACCGGUGUAGGCACUGUUUUGACAAAUGAGAGAACGAUAAUGAUGAUGAUGAUGAUGACGACGACGAUGACGAUAAUAAUGAUGGUAGUAGUAUAAUAUACCGCCGCCGUGGAAAUCGAUGACGGCGGCCGAGAACGGACUCUAUUAUUAUUGUUAUUAUUAUUAUUUUUUUUUAUUAUUUCUUUUAUUCGUCACAAUAUGCGCGAUAAUAAACGAAUAUAUAGUGUAACGUUAUGAGAAACGCACCGACCAGUUUCGCCGAGAGACGAUGAUUGCAGAGGCUGUUUACCAGCCGCCGCCGCCGCCCGACUUCGCCGUCGGUAUUUUUCAAAAAUACAUAUAUUUUUUCCACCGUUCUUUCUUCUGGGAGAGUUAUUAUUUAUUUAUCGUAUUAUAUAUAUAUAUAUUUUUUUUUUACCGGUUUUUUUUUCGCUCGCGCCUACUUUCGACGCGACGCGUUCGAGUCGAGUUCUCACUCGUUAACGACUGCUGUGGUUUCCCGCGCGCGGCGGUGUAGCGGCAUUCGGGUAUAAAUAUCGCACGGUACAAAAACCGACAGACUAAAAUGAAAUAAAACCAGCUUUUUUUUUUUUUUUUCAUGAAAAAAAAACAGACUUUAAUAAUAUUACACGUUUGGCAAUUUAACAUUGACGACGUUCACACAUUGAUAAUAUCUACGUCUUCUUUUGCUACUAAUUCUCCGCGGGUGUUCCGGCCGUCACUAUUACUACGAAACGCAUCUCUGCACCCGUCUGUAUAUGCAUUGUAACAUUUGGUAUUUCGAUCCGCGUAACGAUAUUAUAUUAUAUUUUUAAUAUCCGCGGUUAUAAAAAGUCCGGGGCGGAUCUACGUAAAUUGCCAUUUUUCAAUAAUAUAUACAGGGUGAUUCACUAAUCACACGGUAUCCUGUGGCGAUACCAAAUUUAGUUAUUCAAAUGAGAACCUAUAUCAAAAAUUCCUUACAUAGACAGAAUUAAUUUUGGUGUUAAAAUUGUUGAUUUCCGCCGACCCGUAAACGAGAUAUUCCACUUUUAAGUUUAAGUUGGGGGGGAGUAAUGUAGCACUAAUAAAACGCCACACAAACGAUACUCUACUACUUUCCCCCUAUCUACCUAAACUUAAAAGUGGAAUAUCUCGUUGAAGGGUUGACGGAAAUCAAAAAUGUUGACACCAAAAUGUAUUUGAAGUAUAAUACUCCGUCUAUUUUUGGAUAUUUUAAUAUAGGUUUUCAUUUGAAUAACCAAAGUUGGUAUCGCCGCAGGAUACUCCAUAAAUGUUGUGAAAAAUCAGAAUUUGAAUAUAUGCAAAAUUUCACCAAAGAAAAAAAAAACGGAUGAGCGCAUUUAGUGAAUUAUAUCCUGUAUAUAUAAUAUAUAUGGGUUGAAAUAUCAGAAACAAAAAAAAAAAAAAAAGUAUGGUAUCAUUCAUUGUAGACCAAGUCCAUUGACUUUGACUUUUUUCUUUUUUUUAGAAAUACAAUAUCCGAAAUAUUAUUCUUUUAUCAAUUUGUAUUAAAGUCGAAUUCUAUUGGUAUUUAUAUCAGCGGCGUACGCAACGGGAAGGUUGUUGUAUCCCCUGGGCAUACAAAUAUACAACAAUGAUGAUUAUUUAUUUAGUUAAAUUCAAUCUGGAAAUGUAUGUAGAUACGUGUAUUUUAGCGGUGCGUAUAGUGAGUUACACGUGGAGACGAUCGAUAUUUUAUUGUUUGAAAAUUAGAUUUUUCGGGAUCGCGUUCUGUACACGAUUGUUGUUUACUACCCAUUAUCCCGUCUCACCGAACAUUUCGGGUACGCCGUGUAUUGAUUCGAGCAUAUACGCCCUGCAGUUCACUAAAAUGUUGUGCCGCUGGUUUCGCUUUUAUUUUCGCGUCGGUUUUUUUUUUUUUUUAUCAUAAUAUACAGUUUUUACCGGCGGGCCAGUUUCCUUCAAACGUGCCCCUCUUGUCGUUUGUUCACCAAAAGAGAUAUUGAACAAUUUCUAUGCCAUGACAAUACAUAAAAAACUCAAUUCUUUCGGUCAUAUCUAUAUAUAUAAAAUAACAUGUCCUGACUGACUGAUUCAUCAUCGCCUAGUCCAAAUCACUGGACAGCUCUUGCUGAAAUUUGGCACACGGAUAGCUGUUAUGACGUAGGCAUCCGCUAAGAAAGGAUUUUUUGAAAAUUUAACCUCUACGGGAAUAAAAUAGGAGUUUUUAGGUAUAUUUGAUACGAAUAUAUACUAUCUAAUUGCUUAUUUAUUUAUUAUUGUUUAUUCAAGGGUUAUCUUGGUUUUACGGAAAAGAAAACUAUUAUAGUUAUUAUAUCAUUAUUAUUUACACUAUUGAAAUUUUUCAACAGAACACAUUUAGUCCGUAGACUACCCACGUUCCACCCAUUUGUUUUCAUUAAAUUCUGGCACGGGUAACGCCGGGCACGGAAUAGCUAGUAUGUAUACAUAUAUACAUACGGCAUUGAUUUCAUUCGUUGAUUUGUAAUUCAGUAAUGAAAAUUAUUUAGAUUUAUACGGCAUGUUUUUAUUGAAAAAAAUUAUAUUAUUGUGUAUUUUUUUGGUAACAGUUUAUUGUAUUUGUGAUAUUUUCUAUUAAUUUUUACAAAGAAAAAAAAAUGUUAAUAAGUAUUCGAUAUUUCCUUUUAUUUUCCGAAUAACAGUCUGGAUGUUCAAGUGUGAAAAUAUGAACAAUGCCAAGUUUCAGUAACUGUUUCGCGCGUCGGCGAACUCUUGGCUAAAAUUGAUCAAUAAUCUUUGUUUUCGAAAACGGGAGAGGUGAGGUUCAUUCUGGUGGAAAACGACAAGGGAAAUAUGUUCGUUUUGGUGGAAAACUGUGACGCCCGGUUUCGCCACCGUAUCGUGGCUCGGGGUUAGGGCAGGUAUACAUAGUAAAAUAACACACUCGUUAUUUAUCAUUAUAAUCGCGUAGAAAAUUAUAAUUUAUAUUAUCGCCCGCCUCUGCAGGUGUAUCGGCGCUAUGAUUUAUAUAUCUCGCGUGUGUUUUGUUGUGGUAUGCGUCCGUUUAUGUUAUUAUGUCGAAUAUUUCGUUCGCCCGCGGACCGGUUCGAUUGGAUAAUUGAGUGAAAAUUGCUCAUCAUUGCUUUCACCCCGACGAUUUGUUCGCGCGUUAUAAUAUACAUAUUAUUUACGUAUAUCAUAUACAUCUAUCGUAUAUUAUAAUAUUAUUUAUAUUAUAAACGUGUGGUGCCCGCCUUCCGCUCGCCAAUUUAGUAUUCCGAAUUUAACGGCUUGUCCGUCGUGUAAAUAUUCGUAAAUUGACCGUGAACUAUCUGCCGCGCCCAGCUUGUAUCAUAUUACCGUCGAAGCAUCGGUGUGUCCUCGAAAUUUCGAAAAUCGCAACAGAACGAACGAGAAAAAAAACCAUUCCGGCAAACGAUAAUUUUACCAUUCGUGAGUCGAGCUAUGCAUGCGUAUUAUAUAGCUUAAGUUAACAGUUAACCCUAUAAAGAAGUUCCUGCCUCGUAAAGUGGCCCGAUUUCAAUAACAGAUUGUUUUCUGAAAGACGAAGAGUUCUUACACAGAGUUGAUUCGGUUGGGAUUUUGAAAAUUAUAUUUACAAUCGCUAUAAUUAGAAUUUGAAUACGAUCGAUUUUUACUAUUUUUUCACUUCGUGGUUUUUGAUUGCUUAUAAUCAAAAAUCAAAGUCCAAUCAGAUAUAUUCGUCUAUGUAUAGUAUGUUAUCCUAUUACAAAAAAAAAAAAAAAAAAAAAAAAAAAAAAACAACGAGCUGAUACUGGGGAUGAGAGCCACCACUGUUGUAGAUGAGAAGUUGGGAAGGUAAGAUACAUAAGGUUAUUUCAUUUAUAUUUGUAAGCAACAAUAAACCAUUGCUUGACGGAAGACGAUUCCGAGCGUAGUUCGGUAUUACAUAAUUUUGAAGUGCCGUAAUUUUUUUUUUUGCGAUUUUCAUUUAAAUUUGUUUUCAAAACGCUUAUUAAAAAAAAAAAAAAGUCAUCCGAUGAUUUUGUAAAUUUUACCACAUCUAGGUAAGUCCAAUAUAAGUAUUAUUACUAAGUUUCAAGUCUACGUGUAUUUAUAACCGAAUUACAGUAAAAAAUACUCCAAAAAAUUUAAAUUCCUUAAAAGCUCAAAAGUGGCUCAAAAGUUUUGACAAUGAUACCUUAGUAAAAGUAAAUCAAAAAAGAAACAAAAAAGGUGUCUUGUGAUUUUUUGAUUAAAUUAUUUUUUCUGGUAGUAAACGUCCGUGUUUUUAUAAAACAAUGAAAACGUAAUACCGUACGUUUUCCUACGUUUUUUCCCACUUAAUUGCUUUUAUUUAAAAAAUGGCGUCAAAAAUCAAUAAAUGACCUCUUUAAAGUACCUUCUAGACAACUUGAGCUUUCAUAAAAAUUGUUAUACGUAAAAAUCGGAGUAAGUUUACUAGGAAAAAACGUGUCCACAGGCUAGAACAAAGUAAGAAAGAAAGAAAAAAAGUAAAUAUCUUAGUAAAAAUAAUAGCUCUCUCGCUACGCUCGCAAUCUAAAAACAAAUAUCGAAAUCUGACAUCUCUACAAGGUAGAGUGUUUCCUGUAAACCAUGUUUUCGACAGGACUGAUUGAAUUGACCCAUUAUCAAGACGUAAGCACAUAAUCAGUAUUUGUACGUCGAUUUUACAUUUUGUGCCUUAUAUUUUAUUUCCAAUUGAAUCUAGGGAGAUGGAAUUUCGUAUAUUUAUGGAGUUUUAGUAUCAAGAAUGUGCCUAAUGGAGUUUUUAACUUCCAACCCCCAUGCCUAUCAUUAUUCUAUGCACGAAUUUCACAAAUAACGAAACAAUAAUUGUCCCCAUCUUCUAGUUUUCAAUCUGAAUAUCAGAACUCUGUCGAAGUAUUGAUAAAAAUCUCAUUAAUAAAUUCCAUCGCCUCGAUUACACUUGAUAAUCAAUUUGAUUAUAGAAACUCGAUGUUCCUCGAAAAUUGUAUGCGUCUGAUCGCCUUUCGAUUCCAACAUCCACUUCCAAUAGACAACCAAUGAACACAUAUGACCGGGGCGCGAGGCAAAAGUAUGUAUAAUAAGGGUUUAUUAUGAACAUAAUCAAUCCGGCUGCAGUAUUCCGUUUGAUUGAAAACUAUAUUGAAGACGAGAAAAAUUGUUUAAUGAGGAACGUAUCGUGGCGUGUUUGUUGGCAUUGUAAAUUGGACGCACAUCGAGCGAAGCAAUCGCUGAUGGUUUUUUUAGAUUUGUCGAGGACCAUCGAUGAGAAAUACAUAGGAUUUCUAAUGAAGAACACGCGGAAUAUUAUAUAACAUUGUAUAUAUAUGUAUGAUAUGUGACCGUACCGUGAGUGUUUUUUGUUUUUUUUUUUUUUUGGAUUUCUCCUCUAUAAACACACUACACUACAGUAUAGGUACUCCCAAUUUGAAAUUUCUGGAAACGUCGUGAAGAAACCGCGGUUAACAAGUAGUCGCGCCGGUAUCACGUCUCUUAGUUUGUCAGACACGUACGUCAUAUCAUUACUAUCAUUACUCGAUAUCAUCAAAUGUGGUCAUCAUUAUAAACGCGCGGUAUUGGCGGUAUACCGGAGAAAUUCACAUGGCGGUGUUGUACCGCGACCGGUUUUAAUAAAAUAUAUUUUAUAAUAUUUCACCACAUAUACCAUAAAACUAAAGAGAAUAAUAUGUCUGACGGAAGUUAUUUUUUUUUACAAUUUAUUUCAUUAAUUAAAAAUCGUAUAUUAGGAAUAUAAUGUGCAUUGUUGAUUGCGUUUAAACGACCAAAUCUAGGUGAAUAACUUCGCCGCCACUGGCCUAUAAUAUACCUAAGCUAAUAUACAAGUAAUAAUUAAGUAUAUUAUUAUUAGGUACUAUAUUGUGUUUCCUGUAUUUUCAGUCGACCACACGCACAUAUACGCUCUUAUAAACGGUGCAUGUAGAGCGGCACGUGUGUUCGACUAAUCGUGAAGCUGUUAUAUUUGCAAUCUAAUGAUGGGCACGCCUAAUUUUUUAUUUUAUAAAUAUACGCAGUGCGAGUAUAAGUGCAAUACGACCUUUUUCACGGGCGAUGCUGAAAAAUGAUACGAAGUUUUUUCGUUGCGACUAGCAAUAUUGUACACCUAAUAUGAAAACUGCUAUUUCCAAAUCGUUUUGUAUAAAUGCGUAUAGUUAUUAUUGAAAAUCAUUAAAAACAGCAGGUCAUUCUUCUUAUUAUUAUUACUCGGCUUUUUAUAGGCCUUUCGGACCCAUUGCCAACGUGUAUUUGUCAGACGAAGACAGCACGUAAGGAUAUCACACUCUCUUAACUUUAUAAAAUAUUAAAAUAUUAAAAUAUUAUUUACUCAACUACCUAAUUUAAUUUUCACUCAACUUUUCACUAUUCAUUUUAUUUAAAUAUUAUACUAAAGUUAAUGUCCUCGGUCUAAGACGAAUAUGUUUGAGGCCCGUUCUUACAAUAUCCGGUUAGUACUAAUCGGCGGUUAAAUUUGCCGUACACCGUCAAAUUAGUUGGUUAACUAACGGUUUGCACUAACCGAAACUGUAUUACGGGACACUGGAAAAUUUUUUUUUAUUAUUAUUAUUUAACUUGCUGUAUUGAAAAUAUAUGUUGUAUAAUGUUAUUUUCUUUUGUUUGUUUUUGUAACGAUGUACAACGCGUAACCGUUUGACUUAUUUGUUUAUCCGAAAUACUUUUUAUCAAUAAUAUUGGUGGGCGUAAUGAAGAUAAUGAAUAAAAUUAGAAAGUGUUUACAUUUUUUUUUUUUAUCUUCUUUUGAGAUUAUUGAUUUUUUUUUCUUCUUCGAAACGUUAUGGGUUUAUAAGCCGUAAACAGCUAUAUAUACAUGUCUACACACUAUACUUCCCGUAUAUUAAUUAGUUUUAUAAUACUCGUUUAGUGAAUUAUUUGGCGCUUUUUUUUUUCUUUAUAAAACGUCAUAGUCAUUGUAUAAAUCAUCAUAUAUCGCGUUAUCCGGUUGUAUACUAUAUGAAUACCGUGAAAGAAUAUUAGAAAAUUUAUGAAUAUUAACAAUAUUAUUAUUUUAAACACAAACUCGACUGGCGAGAUAAUCGCCAUUGUGCGGUCAAAUUAUUAAUAAUUUUUUAAUCGAAUUUCACUUUCGCGUACCUAUAAAUUAUAAUAUGUAUUUUAUCUUCAUUCUGACAAUUAUUAGACAAUUAAUUGGAUAAUAAUAUACGAGUAUUUAUGUAUAGCCUGCAGUGAGUGUCUAAAAUAUCGUAUAAACAUCAUCUCCGCGUGUAGUUUCCACGAAUAUAAUUUAAAACAACUGCUGGAGGAUAGCCAGGGCUCUAAAUGGAUAUAAACAGGAAGCCUAGCAGCUAUAUAAAAAAAACUAAGAGGGCAAACUUUAUUGAUUGACCCGUGAAAUAUUGAUUGCGUGUGUUUUCGUGAAUUAUGUAAUGAUAUGAAAAAUAUUCGAAAUUGUUUCUAUAUCAAGUCUAUAUACGCCUAAACAGGUUUCUAUAUUAUCAUUGUCAUAGGUAUCUUUGGUCCCAGAGAAGAUAAAAGCUUAAGUCAACUUAAGUCAUUUUUUGUUUAUAAUUUUGCCUUGUGUAAUUUUUUACCUAAAUUUGAUGGUCUAAAAUCUAAAUGGUUUGAGUGUAUGCAGGUAUAUUGUGGCACAUUAUUUACUGAAAACUCAAAUAUCUAAGUUACUGUAAUAUGGUGUAUUAAUUUUAUAGUAAUUUAGCCAUUUAGAAAUUCUUUAAAUUUAAUUUGAUUGUACUGAAAAUGUUAACAAUGGACUUAUAUUAAGAGGACGCUACACGUGUAUUUGUUAUGUCUGUCUUACAAAAGUACUUGUCAGAUUUAUGUUCGGUAUAGACAACUUUGUGCUGUUUGUUGUAUUGUUAGAACCCAUUGAGCAAUUAUUAAACUUAAAAGUAAGAAGAAGUUAUUUUAAUUUUUAAGUAUGAUAUUAGCAAUUUUAAAUAUUGAUAUUUCGUAUAUUUAUACCUAUAAAUUAAAACAACGAAAUAACUAACAAAGAUAAUGUUCUUGCCUUUAAAUUUGAUAAUAAUUGAGUAUAUUCUAAUAUUAAAACAGUUAUCUUUGCUAAUCGCAAAGACCAGAGGUAUUUCAGCCGGAUUUGAGUUCCGUUUUCGGAAAAUGAUAGAGGAUAUUGAAAUGCACACUUUAGGACAAAUUUCAGUUGUUUGAACCUUUCGAUACAUACAUGUGUAAUAUAAAUUACUAUUUUUGACUCUGGAUUCGAAUGAUCCUAUUUUUUCAUACAAUUUUAAUCAAUAUAAUGUUUUUAUCUCAAAAUUACUUUUAAGUACAGCCAUCUAAAUAAAGUUGGUUUAAAAAUGUAGUUUUUUAUCGAAUUCAAAGUUACUUAAAAAAUAGAACUAUACAAAUCGAUUGUCAUAAGUAGGUGUUGCUAUUCAAGAAAAGUAAAUUUUUAUUGCACCGCAAUUGUUAAAAAUCUGAAAUGUAUCUUAAAAUGUAUGUUCCAGUACUCAUCUAGCCGAAAUAUUUAGUGCUGUUACCAGGAAACGUAAUUAUAGUAUGUAUAUCUGUGGUGGUUACUAAAACAAAAGAAAGAAAAACCAUAUAAUUCGUAGGUAUAUGGUAUAAAUGCCCUAAACUAUUUUUAUCUAUACACACGUAUAAUAUACCACAAUUUUGUGCCGUUAUCGUCGAAAAACGUAAAAAAAAAUUUAAAAAAAUCAUACUUUUUAAAUUCGCGUAUACAUCAUCACGGUGCAUUGUUAUAUCAUUCGACCAGAAAAUACUAUCAUUUUCUUAUUGUCCCAUUCGUUAAUUAUAAUUAUUUAACCUGCGAGAAUACAAUAAUAAUUUUUAGCGUUGUCUGCGGUACCUAUAAUACCAUCAUGUAUCCUAUUAUGCAUUAUUAUCGUUUCGAUUAUAUUCGGGUGGUUAGCACGUUAUGUACGGUCCGACGACAUUUUACUAUUAUUUAUACAUGGUAAAAUCGUUUUAGUAUAUACAAAAAAAAAAAAAAAUUAAAAAAUACACCAUCGUAGUAUAAUAUUAACAUAUCGUUACAGCUGAAACGUACUUAUACGUAUAUAUUAAAUCUAUUCUUAAAUAUAUUAAGAUAUAUCAACACACUCGUCUCGUACGUUAUUUCAACACCGAAAAUGUGCGAACGGUGUCGUUCUUAAUAAUCGGUUGCGUUGGCAACUAUUAAAAUUAAGUUUCGAUUUCAAUAUGCCGGUCCUAAAGUGUAUUGUGCGAUUAUUAUGUACUGUCGACUGUUUAAAAUGUCGAAAAAUAAAAAUCUGGUCGUAUAUUAAAUCGAAGAUCAUUGGACUAUGAGAAAAAAAACCACAAUUUUUCGCGGUUCACUCGAUAUUAUAACGUAUAAUAUAUUAUAUAUUUUUUGGGACUUUUUUUUUUGUAAUACGUAAUUUUCGGUUAAUAUAAUUUAUUUCCGUCGUUGUUAUUUUUAUAUAACGCAGGUAUAUCAUUAUUAUUAUUAUACCUUUGACAGUUUUCGGUCCACUUAUAUCUCCGCUGUUGCGAAAUAAUUAUUUGUCAACGUUUUUACACGGAAAAACAGUUUUACGCAAAACAAAGCCAUUCUUUUAAUAAUUAUGAUAGAUUGAUCAUUUUUUUUUUUGUUUUAAUAAGGAAAAAAUUGUCUGUGACGUAGUGUUUUCCAUUUUUCAAUAACUUAUCUCAAUGAUUUUGUAUUCAUAAACAAAAAACUUAAAAUAUUUACAAACUUUAAAAAUUAAUAUUUUUAAACCUUUUUGUAUCAGCUAAAAAAUAAAAACGCUACGUCAUAGCUAAAAUUCUUCUUAUUAAAACAAAAAAAAAAAUAAAUUGUCUAUUUAUCAUAAUUAUUAACAAAAUGGUUCUGUUACUCGACAACUAUGAUUUUACGCACAAAUUACGGGUGUAUCACGUCCUCUUAAUGGGUACUCGCCUGUCAGAAUAUAUAUAAAUAAUAUAGUGAUUCCUUUGAUCCAAAUAUUACCAUUUUUAUAUUUAAUAUUAUAAUAAAUGUAUUUGUCUUACCCAAUUCCUCCGGUCUAAGUUCUAAACUACAAUAACUAAUAAAAAAAAAAAUACGCGUACUUUCUUUCUUUUUAUUUUCCUAAUCUACGUUGACAAGGUUUGGUGAGUAACCAUUUGAAGAUCGAAAGUAAUAAUACGGAAUAGACGUAAAAAUUAGUUGAAAAUAGCGUUGAAAUAAGUGGUUGAUUCGUCUUAUUUAAUCACUACGAAUAAAUAAAUAAAUUCGAAUUUCUAGAAAUUGCAUAGAUAAUAUUACAGAGUAAUCUUGGCAGUUGUGAUAUUUUGGAUUCUGAUGUACACAUUAUUCAUCUGUGAUUAACCCUCUCAUAAAAUAUACUAUAAUUUUUAAAAAUUGUUCGUUGUAACGUUUAUUCAAUUUGCUAUUAAAAAUAAAAAUAAAAAACCUUUUAAAUUAAAAAAUAAUUGAAGUAAACAAACACAAUGUUAUUAUUAUUAUGACAUAUUUACUCCGGUAAACCGUUCUACUGGGAAAACUUGAGCAAAAUUUCAAAUGGAAUUUCGUGGCGAUCAUCGCGAUUGUGGGUGGACAAUCAAAAUCGGCAAUUCGAGGUGAAAAUGCUUCGCAUCGCCACUGUUUGGGAUAUACUUGACCCAAACAGUCUUCUAAUUUCCAUCGCCCGUACGCUACCGAUACUGACGAUAUUUUAUAGAAUAAUAUAAAUUAACAAUACAAUAUAGGUGUAUUAUAAUUCAAUAACUGUACAUUUGUAUUUGUUUUUUCUCCCGCAGGUGAUCGCUUGUGAACAACAGCGCGAUUCGUCCUACGACAGCCGGUGCGAUGUGUGGUCGCUGGGUAUAACGGCGAUCGAGUUGGCCACCGGAGACCCGCCGCUCAGCGGACUGCACCCGAUGCGGGCCCUGUUCCAGAUACCGCGGGACCCGCCGCCGGUGCUGCCGCUGUCGGCCCGGCCGGACGCUCCCAGGCUCACGCACUUCGUGGCCCGGUGUCUGAUUAAAGACUUCGAACAACGGCCGACCACCGCCAUACUCAUACACGACCCGUUCAUCGUUCACGGGUCAAAGUGCAUACACAGAGUGAGCGCGAACACAAUUAAUGUAUUUACAACUCUGUGUAUAAUAUUCAGGGUCGAGAUCUCGGAAUUUGCAUCAAGUUCGAUAUUCGUUAGAAAUCGUAACUCAAACUUAAACACUGAAAAAAAUAAAAAAAAGAUAUCUAAAUUGGGGACGGGUGUACCACUCAGAUAAGUGGGAAGUUGGGAUUUGGGAAGGUAGAAAGCAGGCGAAACAUAAUUCUGUGUGAAGUUCAGUUACACACGUUUUAAAAUUCCGUAAUUUUUACGAUUUUAUUCAAAAUUUGAUUUUAAAACUCCUAUCAAAAUAAAAAAUACUUCAUUAUAAUGAUUUUUUUUUUUACCACUGAGUACAAGUUAUAAUGAACUUCAUGUUAAUUUUUCAAUCAUUUCAAAAAAUCAUAUCCACAAUAGGUACUAUGUGAAUAUUAUUAUUUUUUCUUUUUUGUAUAAUCUGUAAAAUAAUAUUUAAUAUAGGUACAAGUGAAGGGUUUAACAGUUUACGAGUAUCGAGACAGUAGGCGUGAGCGAAGAGGCCAACCAUUGUUUGUACCUCAGGUUCUAUGCGGAUAUAAUAAAUAAAAACUACGUAAAAAACACGCAAACAUAAAAUGCGUUUAAAUAGCUCAAAAAUCGCCAAAUUUUGGCAAAUAUAAUAUGUUUUCUGUCAAAAUGUCGAGUCUCUACGAAUACUUUUAUCUGAAUUACAAUAAAAACCAAAUUAAAAAAAGAGUUGAUGAGACGGAUGCAAUGGCCACUGUAGGUGGGUAGUCGAGAAUAUGGGAUACAUAAAAUUAUUUAAUUUAUACCUGUAACCAACUAUAAACCAUUGCUAAUAAAAAACGAUUUGGAGCGAUUUUCGGUUAUACAUGUUUUGAAAGGCCUUAAUAUUUACGAUUCUCGUAAAAAUUUAAUUUUAAAACUUAUCAAAAUAAAAAUACUUCAUAACACUUAUUAUUUUUUUUUUAACCACCAAAUAUGACUUAAAAUAAACCUUUCCUGUCAAAUUCUAAAGAAUUUCUGUUUGGUCCAACGAUUUUAUCCACAGAAUAAAAAAUUACGCAAAAACUAGCAAAAUUAAAUUAUCUAUAAAUAGUUCAAAAAUAGCUUAAAUGUUUUGAGAAUUUUACCAUGUCUAGAAAAAGCAAAUAUAAGUUUUCUGUAAAAAUCUUAAAUCUCUAUUAAUAUUUUUAACUAAAAAAACAAAAUUGAAAAUUACAAAUUAAUUAUUUUCUUAAAAUUGACCGUUCUUUCUACGUUUUCUCGAUUUCGCUUAAUUAUUAAAAAAACUACUAAGAGAAUAAAAAAAAACGACUUUCUUGGUCAUCUUCUAAAUUAAAAAUUCAACAAUAAAGGUCACUUGUCGUUUUUAGACUGGAGCAAUAUUUCUGUCAGACAUUUUUAUGUUGCAAAAAUUAAAAAUAAUUUAAUAUGUAUUUUAUUUUGUAAGUUUUUUACGUAAUUUUUGUUCGGUAGGUAGGUUUUCUGUGGAUACAAUUGUUAGACAGGAAAUUUACCUAUUAUAAGUCAUAUUUUGUAAUAAAAAAAAAAAUUGGGUUUAAUUUAGUAUUUAUUUCAUAAGAAUUUUAAUAUAAAAUUCCGACGAAAAUCGUAAAUAUUACGGUCUUUCAAAACAAAUAAUUAAACUCUGCUCCGAAUAAUUUAUCGUUGUGUAGGUUGUAGGUACAAAUAUAAAUUAAAUUCUCAUAUAUAUAUAUAUAUUAUAUCCUAUCUUCCUAACUUCUCGCCUUCAACAGUGGUCCACCCGUCGUGUGAAGUAUGUCUGUCUUUUUUUUAUUGUUAUUCUGUUAAAAUAUUCGGAGAAACCUUAAAUUCUCACAGAAUAAUUUAUAUUACAUCAUUCUAGACAUCGUAAAAUGUUUAAAACAUUCACGUAAUGUUUAUCUAAUUUUUUUUUUUUUUUAUUGAUCUAAAUACAUCGACAUCUGGAUCAUUAGUAUAUAGACAUUUUAAAUAUUACAUUUUUAUUAAUACAUAGAUACUUAAAUUAAAUUACAUAAAUCAGAUUUUUUUUAAAAUAAAAUUAAGUUUCUUAUAUCAAGUGGGUUUGGUCCGAGCACUUAGCAGAUUUGUUCAGAUAUGUGGAAUUGGUUGUGAAAGAGUUGGUAUUUUUGAUAUUCAGUGAUGAUGGGGUUGACCGUUAAUGAAGCUCCAAAAUUUUUACAUAAUGAGGGUUUAUUUUCUCAUCAAGAAGCUGUGCAUUAGGUGUGUCUGUCCAAUUCGGAGUCGGUUAAUUAUAGUUUCGUCUUUUCUACUGAGUUCGAUAUUAAGCCAUCAGUUAAGUCUAUUUUUUAUAUUCCAUCAAUUACUAUAUAGUUUUCAUAUUAAUGGACACUUUGGACAUACAUAUAAUAUAAACGGAUAUAAUAGAUGUUUAACUGAAUCGUUUUGAUAAAUUCAAAAACAAUUCAAUUUAAAACCGUUUUAACAUUAUUAUUUAAACAUAUUAAUUCUAUGUUAUUAUUUUAAUUUAUAUUAAUGUCAAUUAUUAAUGCGCGCAGGUACGCGAAGAACUCAAAGCAGAAAUACGAUACCAAAAAGAAGUAAGUGGUAGAGUGCAAAAACAUCCGGAUGUAACCACCAAACAUGGUAAACUCAAAAGUAAACGAAAAAAUCCUCCUACCACGAUCUAUGUCGACGACUUAGCUGCUCUAGAUAGUCUUUCGGAGGUAUGUACUACUCUCCUCCCCCCCACCCAUUUGGCGCCUGGCGAAAUCAUUAUCUAUUUUUAUUUUCAGGAAAGAAUAGUUAAUCAGCUAAAAAAAAGAUACCAAAUGAAUUUGAUUUACACAUAUAUCGGUGAUAUUUUGUUGGCUAUAAAUCCGUUUACGUCGCUCUCGUUGUACACAUCGGCGGUUAGUAAUGAAUAAUCUUCCAUAUGAUUAUAUUCUUCGCUUUUUCCUUUCAUCUCCUUAUAUCUCCACUAUAACCCUAUAACCUCAAUUUAAUAUCUUUUUUGACCUUCUUCUUCUUCCUUGUGAUCAUCAAUACUUUUCAUAUUUAUCUUCCCAUCAUCUUGACUACCUUAUUGUUUCUACUUAGUAUUAGUAAUAUUACAUUCUUUCAGGAACAAAAGAAAUAUUGCAAUCAAAUGAGAGCAGCAUGUCCGCCACACAUUUUUGCAAUAGCCGACUCAGCCUAUCAGUUUAUGCUCCAUGAAAAAGCCAACCAGUCUAUAGUGAUAAGCGGCGAAAGCGGUGCCGGCAAAACCGAAUCCGGUAACCUGUUGCUGAAACAGCUCGUAUACCUUGGAAAGGUGAGUAAUCACCUGUAUGGAUGAAAAAUGUUAUGUUUCGUUUGCCUAAUAAUUUUACAUUGUUGUUUUCUAUAGGCGCCGAAUAGAAAUCUAGAGCAAAGAAUACUCCAGAUGAACCCAAUCAUGGAAGCAUUCGGAAAUGCCAGGACUGGAAUUAAUAAUAAUUCAUCGCGAUUUGGGAAAUUUUUAGAAUUAAGUAUGACCAGAAGUGGCCAAUUGACUGGCGCAAGAGUGUCAGUAUACUUGUUAGAGCAAUCGAGAGUCAUUCAACAAGCGAAGUACGGUCUUGUUCAAAUUUUAGCAACUAUUAUAAUUUUGUAUUGGUUUUUCUCGUUGUUUUUAUUUUCAUGUUUUUUUAUUUUUUCCCAGUGGAGAGAGUAAUUUUCACGCAUUUUACUACAUUUACGACGGAUUGGAACACGAUAAAAGGCUUAAAGAAUUUCAUUUGGAUCGUGAAUUAAGACAAAUGCACAGUUAUCUUCCAUCUGACCGUCAAGACAGCAAAACUAAACAAGUAAAACAAAAUUUAUCUGCAUUAGUCUGUUCAGAAUUUGUUUUAUUUAUGUAUUAUAAAUAAUAUAUGAAUUUUGGUUUGUUUUAGAAUAAUGUAGACAAAUUUGCUCAAUUGAAAAACGCUUUUGAACAAGUUGGCUUUAUAGAAGAAGAAGUAAAUUCUAUUUACUGUAUUUUAGCAGCCAUAUUGCAUUUGGGCGAUAUUGAAUUUAGUGAAAUCAUGACUGACAACAAUACAGAUAAUAAGAGUACUGUUAUUGAUCUAACACCAAUUCAUAGAAGUAAUUAUUAUUUAUUUUUUUAUCAGUAAUAUUUUUUAUACAUUUUUUUCAAAACAAUGCUUUAAUUUUUUUAGCCUCGUGUUUGUUAGACAUCGAAAGUUCAGACUUAUUAGAAUGUUUGAGUGUUAACAGUGUGGUAACCAGGGGUGAAAUUAUACAAAGAAAUAAUUCCGUAUCAGAAGCUGUAGCCACCAGAGAUGCUAUUGCUCGAGCCUUAUAUAGUCGAUUAUUCGAUUGGUUGGUAAACUCUAUAAAUAGUUUGUUGUCAUUUCACCAUACCAGGUAAUUUAAAAAUUGUUAGAUUAUAUUUUUAUUAAUAUAUUUGAAAAUAAAAAAUAAUCAUUUUUAUUUGCAGAGGUGAAUACAAUGUAAUCGGAAUAUUAGAUAUUUUCGGUUUUGAAAAUUUCACAUACAACUCAUUUGAACAACUAUGCAUAAAUAUUGCUAAUGAGCAACUUCAAUAUUUUUUCAAUCAACACGUUUUUGCCUUGGAGCAAGCUGUUAGUGAAAAUAAAAUUGUUAUUAGCUUAAAUAACUUGUAACUAUUACAUAAUAUUUUCAGGAAUAUGAAUCGGAGGGUGUUCCUGUUCAACAUGUUGGUUUUUGUGACAACAGACCUGUAUUGGAUAUGCUUGUGAGUAGACCAAUGGGCCUUUUAGCAUUACUUGAUGAGGAAAGUCGUUUUCCAAGAGCAACAGAUCGGUCCCUUGUUGGUAUGUCAUGUAUUACUGUUCGUUAAUCAUUUUAUUGUUUUUAAUUCUAAACAUACUAUUGUUCUUGGUUUAUAGAAAAAUUUCAUUGUAAUAUUAAAUGUACCUAUUAUGUGCGACCAAAAUCAAAUGCUUUACAAUUUGAAGUUAAACAUUUUGCGGGCAACGUGACUUAUCAGGCUACUGGAAUGCUUGAAAAAAAUAGACAUCUAUUAGCUAUAGAAGCCAUUCAAGUAUUAAGAAAAUCCAGUAAUAAAACCGUCCGAGCAUUGUUCCAAUGCCCAGUAACCAAAACAGGCAACCUUUAUUCUCAAGUAAUCCAUUGUUUUAUUUUUUCUUAACUUUCUUUGGUAUUUAAUUGUGUAAUAAUAGUAUGUGUUGAUAUUUUGUUUAGGAUUCGUCAAUGGGAUUAGUUGGACUUGCUUCACAAUCGCGAGGCCAACAAACUGCAGCAACAUACUUUAGACAUUCAUUAGCCGAACUGUUACAUCGUAUGGGAUGUAAUAAUUCUGGUGUAAGUCUACCGAGGUUUGUCCGCUGUAUUAAACCCAAUGACCAAAGAAAACCAAAACAAUUCGAUCCUCUAAAAGUUGUUGCACAAUUACGCUGUAGCGGAGUAAUGGAAACAAUUAGAAUCAGGCGAAAUGGAUAUUCACACAGAUUACUGUUUAAAGAAUUUAUAAAUAGGUGAGUGUGCUCCUUAUAAUAAUCCUCUGAUCAAUAUAAUGUUAUGAUAGUUAGGUACAAUACACAAUAUGAGGUUAUAAGGUAUUAUCAUACAGCAAUAUUAUAAAUAUAUGAACAUUUAUUGAUCAAUGUCUCAAAGAAAUUUAAUUUAUUUUCUUCGUGUUGUAAAACAGUUUUAUGUUCAUUAAGCUCUUAAAUGUAAAUUGCAAUUUUAUAUUUAAUGUAUACUAAUUAUACAUAUAAUUACAUGAUGGAUAUUCUUUUAUAUUUUAUCUUUGAUUUUAUCUGUCCAAACAAUAUCCCACCCUUAACUAAUUUCUGACGGAAAAAAAAAGUUGAGACUAACUAUAAAGUAAAUAGAUUUUUUAUGACAACUUUCUCUUCAAACUUUAUAUUUGAAGUGAAAUUUAAAAAUUUUAAAUUAUUAAAUGAAUGUGCUUGAAAAAUUAUUUUGAGCAUAUACAUAUUUUUUUCAAACUUGUAUUAUUUUAUUAUAGUUAUUAUGUAUAUAUUUAUGUAUACUUGUAUGAAAAAAUUUCAUUCACAAUAUUUUUGUUGUCUAAACACACUUUUAUACUCAUUUAGUAUGUGUACAAUAAUUUGCAAUUUAAUAUUAAAAUGAAAAAAAAAAAACAAAUUGUUAAUGACAAAAGCCAUAAAAAUAAGGUAAAGAUUUUAUAUUUUUGAUUUCAAAUAUAAUUGGAAAAAAGUAAUAAAAAACAUUUAUAAUUAAUAUAUAGAUAAUUAUAGUACAAUUUAAAUCAAAUUUAAUAUUAAAAAUGUAAAAAAAAAAUAUGUCACACCCAAAAUAACUUUAAAAUAACAAAAUAACUAAGCUAUAUAAAUAUGAAAAAAGUUUUCAAGAAAAAUUUGUUUGCUUUGUAGUUUGUUUCAUCCAUUUUAUUUAUUAUUAUUUUUUUGUUUUUGUUUUUUGGGGGGUUGGUGGAUUUGCUUGUUUUGUGCUAAGUUUAUUUUAUUUUAAUAAUAUUGACUAUUGAGUAAUUAUUGUCUAUACAAAAGUUAUUAAUUUUUUAAGUUAUCACAGUUAUAACAGUUUGUUUAAAUAUUAUGUUAUUUAAAUCAUAUCAGUAAUUAUUUAAUCCAAUUUACAGAUAUGCAAUAUUAGGAUUCCGGUUGUAUGAAAAAGUUCCACCAACUAGAGAUAACUGCAGACACUUGUUAGUUAAGUUGAAAUUGGAUGGUUGGGCGAUUGGAAAAACCAAAGUAUUCCUUAAGUAUUAUCACAUUGAACACUUGACUAAAUUACACGAAAAACAAGUAAUGCCUACUAUUUUUUUUUAAAUAUGUUUUAUGUUUGAUAUUACAUGUUUUUGUUUAAUUUUUUGCCUGUAGCUUCGUCAUAUUAUAAUAGUACAAAGUUGUAUACGAAGAUGGCUGGCAAUGAAACAUUAUAGAGAAGCUUUACUGGCCAAACAAAUGUCAUGGGGAGUUUUGACAUUGCAGAAGCACGCCAGAGGAUGGCUUGCUAGACAAAAGAAAAAAAAGACCAAAGGAGAAAUACCUGUAGGAGAAGUGGCCCCGAUAUAUAGGCAGGAACCAAGAGAAAACGAUAUUUCUAUCAAAAAUCAAAAUAAAGUCAGCCCAACUAUUGUAUCAGAAAACAAAAAAACCUAUAUCCAAGUAUGUAACACAGAAUAUAGAUGUUUUAAUAAUUAUCAUCCAUUGUGAUACUGAUUAAAUUAUAAUAAUUUUGUAUUAAUUUAUUUUUAGCAAAACGGUGUUAAGGUAUUGCCUUGUAAAAUACAACAGAAAGUAGAAAGAGAAAAACAUUUGAUUGACUUCGCUAAAAAUGUAAGUAUUAUUCAUUAGUUUUUAUUAUUAUUUUUUUUUUUUGUUUUUAUUAUACAUAUAAUACUAAGGCUGUGAAUUUAAUACACACAAAAUAUUUACAAAUAAAAUAGAAAAUUAGUAGUUUUUAUUGAUUUUAAUAGUUUUUUACUGGUACUUGAUUCUGCCUUUAUAUUAAAUUUUAUUCAAAUUCACAGCCUAUAAUAUAUAAAAUAUAAUGUAUAAUGUACCGUGAAUAAUAAAAAGGUUCACAAUCGCAACAAAGAAUUCUACAAAGUCAUUAAGAAAACAAAUAUUUCUGUUUGUUUGAAAAAUUUGAAAGACAUUAAUACAACAGGUCAGGUAUGCACUUGUACUAAUAGAUUUCUCCUUUAGUUUUGGCGGUGCAUGUAGUGUACGUGCGACAUUAGAAAAGUAGACUAUUAGUUGUUUUAUUAUAUAUUAUAUUUUAUUUUAUUUUGAUGGACAUCAAAUUAAAUGUGUCUUGUUGUUCACUACGUACCGCAACAUUGGUGUAGAAUAACAAAGUAUUUAGGUUAGAGUUGGGCAUCUGAAAUUGUUCGAUUUUAAACAUUUGGAUUUGAACACAAAAUAUUGACAUUUUAAAUUUUUUUUUUAUUAAUUUCACCAUAGCUACCCAUAGCUAAUAAAUGAAUUUUAGUAUUAGUCUCCUUGCCUCACUAAAAACUAAUUAUUGAUUAUAAGAAUAGGGUAGUUUAUACAAAUAGUGUAAACUGUCUAUUGCUCAAUUUAACAUUAUUACAUGUUAUUACUAGGGCCCGGAUUUAUAUGCUCUGGAAACCUUAGAAAUAUGCACUAUUAAAUAUGCAUUUAUGCUUUUAUAUUGUAGAAAUACAACAUUUGUAAUAAACAUUAUGCACAAAAAAAUUGAUUUUCAAAAAAAAAAAUAUAUUUUACUUUUAUUAUUUAUAUAUUAUAAAAAUAAACUAAAUAAAACUUUGUAUUCCAAUUCUAUUGACUAUAAUUCAAACUUGUAGCUUAUCUAGCUACUUUUUGGACUGCUAAAAAAAAACAUAAAUCCGGACCUUAGUUAUUACCUUUAUUAAUCAUUUGUAUAAUUCAACAAUUGUUUUGUUUUAUUUUACAGAAAGGUUUGGUGCACAAUGCCAUUAAAAAACUCGUAACUGAAAAUUAUUGUAAAUUUGAUUCCGAUAACAGGUAAGAAUACAAUUUAAUAAUGAUUUUAGUUGUACCUAUUUAUAUAUUAUAUUAUUGUUCUUGUAGAUUAAAUACGAUAACUGAAAAACCAAACAACACCCAACCAAUAAAUAAAUCUAAUUGGGUUUCCCCAUUGAGGUCAGUAUAUUGACAAGAAAAUAAUUACUCUCACUAGAUGCAUCCACUCAGUAAAAUUAAUAACAAUAUUUAUUGCGUACAGAUUAACGCCUCCCGAUAUUAACAGACUACCGGAAGGAUUCGAUUUCAGACAAUUAUUGAGGCCAACUCAGCACGCACCCACCGAAUCCUUACGCAAAAGGCUGGUACAAAGGUCCAGACCUGUAGCUGCCAAUGCCAAAGGAUAACAUUUCAAAAUUAAAAUUGGCUAUUUUAUUAACAGUAUUUAAUAUUUACUAUUUUUUUUUUCUAAUAAUUGUUGAAAUUGUUAAAUAUUUAAGUUUUUAUUUUUUUGUAAAGAAACAAAAUGACAUUUGAGAUUUUCUAGUCCGAAUGUGAAAAAAAAUUAUUAUUAUUAUUAUUAUUAUAUAUAUAUAAUUUUUUUUUUUUAUCUUAAAUUAAAAUAUAUUUUUAUAGUUCCUCUAACUCCAAUAAAUUGAACCAAAAAUAUGUAUUUAACUUAUAAAAUUAACAAAAUUUAAAUAUUUUUAAGUUAUUGUAAGAUUUUUAUUAUAUCAACAAUGUUCCUUAAGUGACUUUUUUUAAGUUUCUAAAAUUCUAAAAAGGGCCCAUUAUAAUAUAGUUCAAAACACUUAUUAACUUUGCAUAACAUAAUAUAUAUUUUAUUUUUACACUGUCUAUAAUUUAUAAUAUAUAUCGUUAAUAUGAUCAGUAUUGAGUGAAAUUCUCAUUAUUAUAAAAUAAUUUAUAUUUUAUUGUUGUAAUGAUAAUUUUUAUUUUCACUGAUUUUUUAAAAUAUGUUCACGUUUCAUUGUGGAAACAGAUUUCAUUAAUCUUAAGUUAAAAAAUUAAAAAUAUAAUAUUUUAUAAUUUUUUUUUUUAUAUUAUAGUUAAAGUAUAUAAAAAUGCAAUUGAAGUGAUAUUAUUAAACUUAAUUGCAUUGUUUAUUGACAAUAUUGAAUAGUUUUUUUUUUGUAACUUGAUCAAUAUUACUCUAAUAUCUAAAUUAAUUUUCUAAUAGCUAGGGCAGUGAAUUUGUAGUAAAGUGCAUUUGUUUUUUUGGUGAUUGAGUAAAAGUAGCUUUGUAAGUGCAUAACUUAAAUCAUGAAACUUUGCAUUCUUUUAAGUUUUUAAUUUUUUAGGUAAUCUUUUUGCCUUUUUAGGUUAUAUUUUCCUUUUUUAGUUUAUUUUUGGAUAUUUUUAAUCAAAUUCCGUCAAUUAACAUCAUUGAAAACAUUUUUUUUGUUUUACACAAGCUGUAUAUAUGUCAAAUUUAUAUUUUAUACAAUGUUAAGUUUGUUUUAUUAUUUUAACAAAAUAAAUGCAAAAAACAAAUUUUUAAACAAAAGUUCAGGUGAAUAGAAUUAUUAAAGAAUCAAUCAACUUAAAUCAACAUUUUUAUAAUUUGUUUUUAUUAAAUAAAUACAUUUUUAUGCAUAUAGUAUACUUAUAUCAAUAAGAAUAUACAAAUUAAAUUAAAAACCAUUAUUUUGUAUUUGUAUUGUUGUUUAAUAAAUAAGAAAAUUAGUAAAAUAUAAUUUAAACCAAUAACAAAAUAUGUUUAUUUUAACAGUAACAUUUCUUUUACAAUCAAAAUUCUAAUCAACAUAUAACUUAUGCAGCUUUUGCUUUGUCUGAUGUCUGUUGAUUCAUUAGAUUCCAAUAGAAUCCUUUCUUUGAUAACAAAGUAUCAUGAUUCCCAACCUA
Molecule: messenger RNA, 47954 nt
Organism: Cinara cedri
Lineage: Eukaryota; Metazoa; Arthropoda; Insecta; Hemiptera; Aphididae
Source: the annotation of a GenBank genome assembly